Molecule: messenger RNA, 55799 nt
Organism: Xyrichtys novacula (pearly razorfish)
Lineage: Eukaryota; Metazoa; Chordata; Actinopteri; Labriformes; Labridae
Source: the annotation of a GenBank genome assembly
GCGAUAGCUGGUUGGACACACAUCUUUUUUGCGGCGUUAACAGUAAGAGAGUCCUGAGGGUACACACAACUUCAUUCACCCAGAUCUAAAUCAAUUACGAACACAGUGAGUCUUUGUUCGCCGGGGAUGGUUGUAAUAUGGACACGUUUCGGCGCUCCUCUGGCUGACAUUUUCGGCCUGUAGAAACAACCGCUGAGUGAGAGCUCUGCACUUUCCCGCGCCUCUCUGCUGAAAAUCAUUCCACUACGUCAAGUCGCCCCGUCCGCUCGGUGAAGAUGUCUGCGACGGGUACAGGCGGCUGUGGACCCGGACCUGGAGCCACCUCGGGCUCCGGGUCCGGGGCUUCCAACCCCCGAAAGUUCAGCGAGAAGAUAGCGCUUCAUACCCAGCGACAAGCCGAGGAGACAGCCGCCUUUCAGGAGGUUAUGAUGGACAUCACCUCGACCAGGGUGAGUGUGAGACGGAGGAGGAGGAGGAGGAGGAGAAGAGCUGCCCGGAGGAAGAGAGGCCUUGCCCGGGCUUGCCAGGCUCAGAGAGAACGAUAACUGCUGCCUCUACAUGGGGCUCUGCUCAGAAUAAGUGCGCUCUUAGUGAAUAAAAGUUAAAAAUAACAGAGCUUUUAGUGUUUGCUGGACAUUUGCUCAAGUUGUUGUUACUUCUGGUUGUCCAUUUCCGAUACGUCGUUAGCGUAGUUAGCAAGAAUUAGCAGCGAAAGCUAACUUGGCUUGUUUACUAUGUUACGUUAACGUCGCUGUCACCGUGUUAGCCCGGGCACGUCCUGUCGAGCUUGGUUAAAAAAAUCUGUCAGUUUCCGGAUUACUAUUUUGUUUACACAGUACAAGAAAAUUUGACAUAAAAUUUGCAGUUUGUAGAUAAUUUUGCCCUUUCUGGGUUAUCGGCGUUGAAUCAAGACUCUCAACUGCUUUCGUGUGUAUCCUAACCGCAGCUAACUUCUCUACAUAAUCACACACCUCUCAUUCUAGUCAACUCAAAAUAUCACACAUGACCAUACAUUUAGAGUUUUGAGGGUAAAACCAGCCAUGCCGUUUUAUAUUAGAUAACUAAAUUAUGUUUUAUUGUUGUCUAAUAUGUUGUGGUUUUUCUGGUGUAGACUUCAAACUGGAGUGAUCUCUUAACCUCGUAACUUUUGAAUGGAGUUUGGUGUGACGGUCUGUACCCGCACGGUUAUUGUAAAGAUAACUUUAUUUUCGUUAAUUACAUGUUCAAAACCCUGUAUUUAAAGGUAACUUAGCGGUGUAAGUGUGAAGUACUGAGCUUAAGUGUAUGGAGUCUUAGUAUUGUAAGUUUAAUCGAUAUGUUUUGGUUUUUAGCUGCCAGCCUGCAGCAGAAUCCUACAGAAGCUGUUAGUGAAGACAGAGGGACACUCGUUUUAGGCUGUGACACGUUUAAUUCAGACAUUUCUGUUAUCUUUCACGUUAUUUGCAUGUUUUAAAGUGAUUCUCAGCCGACAUAGUGGGUAUAUUGUGGUUUAAGUGUCAUGUUUGAGGGUGAAGUAAGGACCGGAGGACUCUCCUUUGACUGAACCUUGAAGUUAUUUUAUCUGUCUGGACUCUUGGAUGCAGAAAUCUUAAAUCCUCUGUGCAAAGUUGAGGUUUUCAUUAUACCCUUUCACCUGUUAUUACCUCUGUUGCAUUUUUAAAAGAGGCACCAGUUGAACAAAAUCAGGGCUGAUAAUGAAAAUACAAACUUUGUCGUUAAUGUUGAGAGAUGUCAUUAAUCAUUAGAAGUAUAUUAUACACUCACCGGCCACUUUAUUAGGUACACCUGUCCAACUGCUCGUUAACACUUAAUUUCUAAUCAGCCAAUCACAUGGCGGCAACUUAGUGCAUUUAGGCAUGUAGACAUGGUCAAGACAAUCUCCUGCAGUUCAAACCGAGCAUCAGUAUGGGGAAGAAAGGUGAUUUGAGUGACUUUGAACGUGGCAUGGUUGUUGGUGCCAGAAGGGCUGGUCUGAGUAUUUCAGAAACUGCUGAUCUACUGGGAUUUUCACGCACAACCAUCUCUAGGGUUUACAGAGAAUGGUCCGAAAAAGAAAAAAUAUCCAGUGAGCGGCAGUUCUGUGGGCGGAAUGAUGCCAGAGGUCGGAGGAGAAUGGCCAGACUGGUUCGAGCUGAUAGAAAGGCAACAGUGACUCAAAUAACCACCCGUUACAACCAAGGUAGGCAGAAGAGCAUCUCUGAACGCACAGUACGUCGAACUUUGAGGCAGAUGAGCUACAGCAGCAGAAGACCACGCCGGGUCCCACUCCUUUCAGCUAAGAACAGGAAACUGAGGCUACAAUUUGCACAAGCUCAUCGAAAUUGGACAAUAGAAGAUUGGAAAAACGUUGCCUGGUCUGAUGAGUCUCGAUUUCUGCUGCGACAUUCGGAUGGUAGGGUCAGAAUUUGGCGUCAACAACAUGAAAGCAUGGAUCCAUCCUGCCUUGUAUCAACGGUUCAGGCUGGUGGUGGUGGUGUCAUGGUGUGGGGAAUAUUUUCUUGGCACUCUUUGGGCCCCUUGGUACCAAUUGAGCAUCGUUGCAACGCCACAGCCUACCUGAGUAUUGUUGCUGACCAUGUCCAUCCCUUUAUGACCACAAUGUACCCAACUUCUGAUGGCUACUUUCAGCAGGAUAAUGCGCCAUGUCAUAAAGCUGGAAUCAUCUCAGACUGGUUUCUUGAACAUGACAAUGAGUUCACUGUACUCAAAUGGCCUCCACAGUCACCAGAUCUCAAUCCAAUAGAGCAUCUUUGGGAUGUGGUGGAACGGGAGAUUCGCAUCAUGGAUGUGCAGCCGACAAAUCUGCGGCAACUGUGUGAUGCCAUCAUGUCAAUAUGGACCAAGCUCUCUGAGGAAUGCUUCCAGCACCUUGUUGAAUCUAUGCCACGAAGAAUUGAGGCAGUCCUGAAGGCAAAAGGGGGUCCAACCCGUUACUAGCAUGGUGUACCUAAUAAAGUGGCCGGUGAGUGUAUAUGUAUAUGUAAACGAAAGUAAAAGAUCAACUUCAUAAGAAUAAACUUGCAAAUCAAUGAGCUGUAGCUGAGGAAGAAAACUGUGGCGUAUUUGAAAGAUUAAUCUAAUACGUUUAUCAGAUUAAAGUCAUAAAAUUAGCAAAAAUCACAUGUCGAAUUGACAAGUGUGUGUUUGUUUAUUUAUAGGAUUAAAGUCACAAAUUCAGCAAGAACAAAGGUCAGACCAAAUCAUGGAAUAACAUUUAAGACUAGUCCAUACACGUGUGGGUAAUUCUGAAGACCGUUUUUCUGUGACGAGCGCCAUCUCGCUGGUUUGCGCUUAGUGUGCACGCCACCAAAGGCAAUGACUCACUGGAGACGUCAUCACCGUUUUGUGUCUGCUGUGUGCAGACAUGAGAUUGUUUUCAGGAGGUGAAUUGCUGAGAAGUGAGUCAUAUUGGCAUCUCUGCUGAGUGGAGCACAUGCAAAACACAAACAACAGAAACAACACCUAAACAAACCCCAGUGACGCGGCCGCCGCGACCACUGAAGCCCUGUCAAGCUGCAGUUAUAGUCCUGGGGUCCGCUUCACGUAGCAGGUUUAGUGGAAACUCCGAGUUUGUUAACCCUGAAAUCAGGGAAACUCUGAGUUUUCCGUUUCACAAAGGAGGGUUAGUUAAACCAGGGAGAGAGGGGUAACUCUAACCUGUUUCACAAAGAGAGGUAACUCAACCUCGCGGUCAGUUACCACAGUAACAGACUCCGUGAACCUAACCUGCUCGGGAGCAGGUUUAACUCAGUAAACCCAGAGUUUCAGGUGAGACAUCGGCAUUUUCUCAUUUUGAUCAUGUUUUACAUUGUCAAGUAAGUAUUAAGUGGCAGUGAUCUCUUAAAAAAUGCUCUUUUCACACUCAAAACUGAAUUUUACUCUCUUAUUAUGUUCCGUUAAAUGAUUAGGAAUAUUAAACUAACACAAAAACGGGUGGUGGUCCAGCAGCCCCACCUUUAACGGAGGCAGAGGAGCUGCCCCCCACCCCACCCCGUUCGACGAUCGCGGCCGGUCCGAUCGCGGCCGGUCCGAUCGCAAAUCCCCCCCCCCCCCCCCCCCCCCCCACACACACACACACACACACACACACACACACACACACACACACACACACACACACACGCACACACACCAGUCCGACGAUCGCUGCUACGGGGUGGGGGUUGCGAUCGUCUAAGGGGGGGGCAGCUCCUCUGCCUCCGUUAAAGGUGGGGCUGCUGGGCCACCACCCAUUUUUCUGGCAUCAGCCCUCUUUCUGUUUGCUGAGUGAAAGUCUAAUAUUGAGUGUAGUGUGUGUUAGUUUAAUAUAUGUACAUAUACAUACUGAGAGUUAGUUUAAUAUUCCUAAUCAUUUAACGGAACAUCAUAAGAGAGUAAAAUUCAUUUUUGAGUGUGAAAAGAGCAUUUUCUAAGGGAUCAAACUGCCACUUAAUACUUACUUGACAAUGUAAAACAUGAUCAAAAUGAUUCAAGCAGUUUCCCUGCAACAGUCUGUCAUUGUGUUUGCACGAGACUAGAUUUAAAGUUACGCAUUGACGCGAGCAGCGAUUUCCUCCCAAGCCCUCUCCCUCUCCUUUGCAGCUGCUGCUGUAUUGCACUUUCUUUUAAAAACGUGCUGUCAUUCGCUGUUGGCUUGCUGCUGCCCCCUCCUUCUCCCUGUUUCCAUUGGUUGAUCAUUGAAUCUGCGCUCCACAGAUGCUGGCUGUUUAUGUCUGGCGUGCACGUGCUUAACUCCAGGUCAAACUACUCGGAGUUGUUAAAACCGUCUCAAAUCAGGUGUUGUGAAACCGGAAACUCAGAGUUUCCUAACUCAGAGUAGAUCAACUCAGAGUUAAGGAUUUAACUCAGAGUUUGUUGAACCACCUACGUGAAACGGACCCCUGGAGUUCAUUUUGCUGCACUGGUCUAUUUGUUAAAGUCAUUCCCACUGCAGUAGCCAAUCAGCUUGGAGGUCUUCUAGUGGCAUAAUUCAAGAAUAAAGCACUGGAGGUUCAUUCGUCCAGAGAUGGAGGCCCAACUGAUGGUACCAGCGUGGAACUAGACUGAGCUGUAUGAUAGGACUUAUAAGUGAAGAGGUCUGAUUUUUAAAAAAACACAAUAAAUCCUUGAGAAGUGUUGCUUUUUAAAACAGAAUAAUCUUGUUUUUUAUCUUUAUUUUGGAAGUACUGAGACUUAAAGUAGAAUUGAUUCAGCCAAAAAAACUGUAACAAGACAAAGACCAGAAUGGAUGACGACAAAUAGACGCAUUUUGUAAUAAUGUUCAAGAUAACAGUAAAAUGACCUAAAUAGAAGACAUGAACUCAUCUUUUAACUGGAGGUUAAUGGGGACAGUGCUGUUGUAUAGACACAUUAUUUCUGUGUUUACAGGAUAAACUCUGAAAACAGAGCAGUAUGAUGUCGCGAUUCACUUUAAAAUCCACUCGGUUUGUGAGUCCGACAGCUGUCACAGGAUAAACAUCUUGGGCCUUUUCAGUCCCACAAAAAAUUGGUGUUUUUCUUGAGACUUUCCAGAGUAAAUUCCUAGAUAAUCUUUAAUGUUUUCUGCAUAAAUUUGAAGGAAGUACUGUUUCUGUUGUAAGCUGACUACCCUGAAUGAAAGCCGACAUCUUGUUUUGGUCUGUUAACCAAUCAAAGGGUCAAUACAGUGUUUAAAAAAUAGAUCACUUUUAGCAUGCAGCUGCUAAAGUAUUUAUAGUGUUAUUCAAGAAUAAAGCAUUGGCGGGUCAUUCAUCCAGAGAUGGAGGCCCAACUAAUGGUACCGGCGUCUCCUCCUCUCUGUGUGAGUUUGAAAACAGAGAGUGAAAAUAUUCUGGUGUCUAAACUGGUUUUAUUUGUGUCCAGUGUGAACACGACUCACCUGACCUAUGCUGCACGUCAUUCGAACUGAAUUAGUCUCACAUGAAUUCAGAUUUUAGAAGAGUUUUAAUGUUGAACAGGGGUUUUAAGAAUGGAUGAUGGAUCCUAAACCUCCACCAGGUGUGUCACCAUCAUGGUGUGUGCAUCAGGUAGGGGAGCCCUGCGUGUUCACAGGUGAAGCGUCUGUCCAAUCACAGCCUGUGUUUGCUCUGGAUCUCUGUGUUUAACUGCUGUCUGCUUCUUAAACACACAGGAUCUCAGUGCAGAAAAUAAACAAAGAACAGGUCCAAGGAGAAAUCAUCAGGAUUAGAACAUCAGAUCAUUUAGGACUCAAAGUUUAAAGCCUCAGGGCAGUGGGAUUUCUCCUGUUUUCAGAGCUGAUGUUGUAAAUCUGUGAACAGAAAGCCUCUGUGUAAACACUGUUGGUUUUAUGACGUGUGUAUAUGAAUGUGAACGAUCGAACAUUUGAAUAUUAGCUGGUCUAAUAAAGGAUGAUUGAGCUGAGGUGAAACAGGACUUGUAACACACCUGUCCUGAUCACCUGUUUAUCUUAAUUAUUGAUGGAUGUCUCUAUUAAUCAGUCAGAGUAAAUGAAUCCAAACCAUCAAAAUAACGAGGUUCAGACAGACUCUGUGUUUGAGUAUCUUUGGUCUCUUAAAAAGCCUUGAUUUUGGUCUUCAAAAGCCUUGAACUCGGUCUUGAAAAGCCAUGAAGUUGGUCUUAAAAAGCCUUGAAUUUAGUCUUAAAAAACCUUAGAUUUUUAUCUCUUAAAAAGCCUUGAAUUUGGUCCAAAAAGCCUUGAAUUGUUCUCUUAAAACACCUGGAGUUUGGUCUCCUAAAAAGCCUUUACUUUGUUCCCCUAAAGCCUUGAAUUUUAUCUCCUAAAAAGUCCUGAAUUUGGUCUCAAAAAGUCUGAAUAUGUUCUCUUAAAAAGCCUUGAAUUUGGCCCCUUAAAAGCUUUGAAUUUGGUCUUAAAAGGUCUUAAAUUUGGUCUCCUAAGAAGCCUUGAAGUUGGUCUCUAAAAAAACCUUGAAUUUGGUCACUAAAAAAGCCUUGAAUUUUGUCUCUUAAAAAGCCUUGAAUGUGGUCUCGAAAAGCCUUGAAUUUUUGAGUUUCAAGUUUUUUAAAUUAAUUCAACAGUUUUUUACUCGGACUGACGGCUGUUAGCAUUCAUCCACAGUCGAUCAGGUCUGUCUUUAUCUCAGCAGCACGGCUCUGAUUGAUCACUCUCACUGAUCAGUCCCUGUCAGCUGCUGAGUCAGCACAAUGAUCCAGUCAAUUAGUAGAUCAGGUUCCCGUUACUGAUCUGGUAUGAGAGCCUGAAGUUCUGAUUGUAAAAAUCUGCAGUCAGCAGAACUUUACUGACAUCAGAGUUAUCAAUCGGAGCGACCGAUCAGAAGAUUGAUCCGUCUGUAGAAAGAGGAAAAAAGAGGAGAGAGAAGGAGCCUUCACUCUGAUGAUCUCCAUACCAUUGGCAUGGGAGGAGGAUGAAGAGGAGGAGAGAGGAGAUAGGAGAGGAGGAAAGAGGAAAAAAGAGGAGAGAGAAGAGAGAGAAGGAGCCUUCACUCUGAUGAUCUCCAUACCAUCAGGGAUGCUGGACUUGGACUGGGAGCUACUCAAACAGUGUUUAUGAGGCUGUCUGAAGAUAUGCAAGAAGUGCUCUUUGUCUGGGUCUGAAAUUGUCUUAAAAGGCCUUGAAAAGCCUUGAAGUUGGUCUUGAAAAGCAUGGAACUUGAUUUGAAAACUGGUGCAGUGUCACUGUCUGAGACUCAGUCCUCUGUUUCUCUCCUGAGGCUCCUUUUUGGAUUUUCUGCUCCUAACACACUAACAAUGCAGCAGGAGUAUGUGGGUGGUCCAAUCAGCUAAAAGCAACAGUGUGUGUGUUCGUGUUCAGUAGCUGCCUGUCAAAGCUGUUAGUCUCAUAAAUUUUCUGCAGGGAGGAACAAAGAACAGCGUCCAGCGAGGGAGGGAGCAGAAGUGAUAGAAUCUCAGACUGAUGGACUUUCUCAGUCUCAUUUCUCAUCCUCAUUUCUCAUCUUCAUUUAUCAUUCUUAUUUCUCAUCUUCAUUUAUCAUUCUUAUUUAUCAUCUUCAUCUAUCAUCUUCAUUUAUCAUCAUAUAUCAUUCUUAUUUAUCAUCUUCAUAUAUCAUUUUUAUUUAUCAUCUUGAUCUAUCAUCUUCAUUUAUCAUCUUCAUAUAUCAUUUUUAUUUAUCAUCUUCAUCUAUCAUCUUCAUUUAUCAUCUUCAUAUAUCAUUUUUAUUUAUCAUCUUCAUUUAUCAUCUUUUAUCAUCUUCAUUUAUCAUCUUCAUCUAUUAUCUUUUAUUUAUCAUCAUCAUUUAUCAUUUUUUAUAUCAUCUUCAUUUAUCAUCUUCAUCUAUCAUUUUCAUAUCUCAUCUUGAUUAUCAUCCCCAUCUAUCAUCUUUAUUUAUCAUUUUAAUUUAUCGACCAUCAGACUGAAGCUCUGACUCAUUUUUAAUGAGAAUAACUUCAUUAAGUAUUACUGAAGUCGAUAUUACCUGUAGUCAUGCUGCAGCCUCUCUUUGUCCCUGUGCUUUUCAGAUGUACACCUGUCAUCCUGCUCUGAGCACUCACACUCAGCAGAUCUUGUUAGGGUAGGUAGAUCUGGUCCUGUAAUCGUCUAUAUGAGGGUCUGCUCUCAGGACUGGUCCAGGUGUUGAGUCGGUCUAAUGAGGAAACAUCUGAGCUCACCUGUGGGAUUCAUGAAGACUGUUAUCAAACGAGGAAAGCCUGACAAACAGACCAGACUCUGAUCCAGAUCCAGCCCUCCGGUCAUGCCUCUGUACUCUACAGCUCUGAUUCAUGAGGCGUGCUGCAGUCUAAAUGGUCUGAGAUGUUAACGCGCACGCCAGGAUGAAAAUCAAGCUGUUCCAGAGCCGUCACGAAGCAGGCACACUUCCUGCUCCGAGCAUCAGGGUAGAGCUGGCUGUGGAAACCAUGUGAUUGGGUACGAUUGUCCUGAAGGCUUCUAUUAAAGACACUAAAGCGGGGCCCCCAAAACACCCAGGAUCCAUGAUGAGCGUGUUCUGUAAGUGUUGUGUGCUACGAUCCUGUUCUAAUUGACGCAGCAUCACGCACAGGAAGCUCUGUCUGUGGUCAGGGCUUGACACUAAUUUUUUUGACAUGUUCUCCCAAGUUGAAAAGUAAGAAGCUCACAAAGAUUUUUAGGGGCACAAUGAAAAUUGAUCAAAUAAUGUUUGUCUUAUUGUUCGACCUCAGUACUAUUAUUUGAAAUCAAUUUUAGGUCUUUUGGGCACAUGACAUGGAAGCUAUUGAAGGAAAACAGCCUUUUCUGAGAACAUCAACAGGUAAUUUAUUGAUGGUCCCAUAUUCAAUACCCAACGUUGCCAGCGAGGGUGCUGAGUAGAUUUAACUGCGCUGCUGUUUUUAUUCCCGGUUAUGGAGAGUGAGAAGACACCGGUAUAUCCUCAGUGAAUGUCCGUCAAAUAUCCAACCUAAAACUAACCCCCAAUUUCACUGCAUCCUGAACAGUUACUAAAAGGCGGUAUCCUUCAAUCGUAGCUGAUCGUAACCAUUCAAGUUAAUGUGUCAAUUUUUCACCAGCUUCUUUCCGUUCUGCUGGACUCCACAGCUGAUCGCAAGAGUUCUAUUUUUUUGCGGACGCCGGAGCAUGCCGGAUAAAUUCAGCACAGAUUAACCCGUGCUGGAAAUGAAAUUGACACUCCUCACUCAGAUGGAUCAAAAUCAUUGAAAUAGCCCUUUAAGGCUCUGACAGACGCUGGAAUUACUUCAGCUCCAUUACAGUUCUAUUGAAUCCUGGUCCAAAAGCUAAACUGAGGAGGAUGAUGAAUCCAUUGUUGAAAUCAGUGCACUAACGCUAGUGUAAUCUGUUUCUAGACGGCAGCUCUGUCUCUAGGGCAGAACAGCCGCUGCAGGCAGGGAUGGGGACUUCCCGAGAUUUCAUUAGUCCGUUUGGAUCUGAUGUGAAAGCGUGAUUUGUAACAGCUUUGAUAUCACAGGAAACUAAGCAUGUGAUUGGCUGUGUUCUGGUCCAGCGGGUCAUCCUAACUGUGUUGGAUCAGAGGAAGUGAGGACACGGCUCUCAGGGUCCUCAUUCCACCAAAUUACAGCAUCACAUGAGAGAUUCUGGGUUAGUGUGUCCGCCUGCUCAGGAAACAGUCAGUCAGGGGCUGACAGCCAGCUCUGAUCGUUCAGUCAUCAAUUAUUAUUAUUAAAAACAACGUCGCAGACCAUCUAGAAACACAACAGUCUGGUUGUUUUAUCAGUAUUUUACACACGAAACACUUGAGGGUCUCUGUUAGCAGCGACACGCCAGCUCAGUCAGCUGCUGUUGGGGAAGUUUUAGGGCUGGUGAAGGAUCAGUCCUGUGGUGUUUGUCCCUCUCUCUUCAAGUGGCGAGCUGCUGCUGGAUUGCAGGUGUGGUCCAACAUACAAACAGUAUUUAAAGUCUGAGUCAUCAGUUUGUUUUGAAGGACAUAACACCAAAUAGAAAAGCUUAGAUUUCUGUGUUUUCACUCUCCCAAACUACCAAUCAAUCAAUCAGUCAAUCAGUCUUUAUUUAUAUAGCACUUUUCAUACACAACCAUGUAGCACAAAGUGAAAAAGGAAUAAAAGAAACAAAGAAAACCCAAAUCUACCCCAGCCCAACCCCUCAUUCCCACCCCACGAUCUAAACACAACAGAAACAGGAUUAAAAUGCAUGACCUUAAAAAGGACUUUAAUGUGCGCACUUGAGGAGUCCAUUUUAAAAUUCAAGUAAAGGAAACACUGGAGGUUAAGGUUAAAAUCUAAAAACAAAGUAACAUAAAAUGAAAUUUAAGAAAAAAUAAAUAAAACUAAAUAAAAACAACAGUAAAAGAUACUUAAAGAACACCAAAAAAGCUCAAUAAAAGACAAUCCUGUCAUUAAAACUAGAAAGAGAUAAAUGCUAAAAUACUUCAAGUUACUGAUAAAAAGUUUAGUCAAAAGUAAGACCAAAAAGGUAUGUUUUCAGUUUGGUUUAAAGAUAAUUUAAGAUUAGUUUCAGUACUCAGGUCUUCAGGUGUCUUGGUGUUACGUUUGGGUAAUGUUAACAGAGAACUUCCUGAAGACUUGAGGACUCUACCUGACUCAUAAGAUAAAUCAGAAAAGCACUCGCAGAGCGCAGACCUCCGCCAAGCAGCUCAUGUCCCCCCCUUAUAUUGUGAUUCACACCAAAACUUUUACUGUUACGUGUCUUUUAUUAACUUUUAUUUGUGUUUAAACUGGUAUGUUCACUGUUCAUAAUGUUCCUAAAACAACAAAGCUCAUAUUAGAUAAAUAAAUGCAUGAUUUAUUAUGCAAUAUUUGUAAGCGUACACUUCCUUGUAUCUUCUGCCCCUUGGCCAAUUAAUUCAGCGCCACAAAGUCUCCUUUCACUGCUAUGCAGACGACACACAGAUAUACCUUCCUUUGAGACCUGAGGACCCAAGAGGCCUAGCUGCUGUCAUGGGCUGUCUAAGUGAAACUAUUCAAAAUCUGAAAUAAUUCUCUGUAACAUACAAAACUCCCCCCUCAUUCAGUCUUGUCUCGGUCCACAUUCAAUAAUCAUCAAACCAACAGCCAGAAAUCUGGGAGUAACCUUCGAUUCAGACCUUCUCCACCCAUAUCAACAAGAUUGUCCAGUCCUGUUUCCUUCACCUGCGCUCCAUUUCAAAGAUUAAAUAAAUACUCACCCCACCAGAUCUCGAAAAGAUAAUCCACGCCUUCAUUUUCUCAAGACUGAACUAUUGUAACCCUCUCCUCCCUGGUUUAAACAAGAAAUCACUCUCUCGCCUCCAACUAGUUCAGGAUGCAGCAGCUCGGCUUUUAACUGGUUUUAGUCGACGGCAUCACAUCACUCCAAUUUUUAGCCUCCCUUCACUGGUUUCCUGUCAGUUUUAGAAUUGAUUUUAAGAUUUUAUUGAUUACUUUUAAAGUGCUCAAAGGACUUGCUCCGAGCUACAUUUCAGAGCUUUUAAUACCUUAUGAGCCAACUCGCAGCCUCAGAUCCUCUGGCGAAGGCCUCCUAGUCGUUCCAAAGUUGAGCCUCAAAACUAAAGGUGAUAAAGCUUUCUCCAUCAGAGCUCCCCGACUUUGGAACGACCUGCCAGAGGAGAUAAGGCGUGCAGAGACAGUCGCUUCUUUUAAGUCAAUUUUAAAAACUCACUUUUACAGACUUGCUUUUAUGUGAUGCCAUCUUUUACCGUCUUUUGCCUUUUUUUUCUCCUUUUUCUUUUACCUCUUUUACCUCUUUCUUAUUUAGCCUUUGUUUUACUUAUAAUCUUUUCUUAUUUUAUCUCUUUAUCGCUUUAAAAACCAAUAAAAACAACUUUAAAAUCUAUUCUGAAAGAGACAGAGGGUCGAUGUAGAGACCUUAAAAUCAGUGUAAUGUGAUCUCUCUUUCUGGUCCUUGUUAACAUCCAUGCAGCUGAAUUUUGAAGUAAUUGCAGGUGUAAAAUGUUCUUUUUGGGGAGACCAGAAAGGAGUGCAUUACAAUAAUCUAUUCUACAAGUGGUAAAAGUAUGAAUUCAUGUCUCUGCAUUGGCUUGAGAGAGAAACGGUCACUCUUAGGGAUGUUUUUUAAAUGAUAAAACGUCGUCUUUGUGGUAUGUGUGGUUCAGUUCUGAGUCAAAUAAAACACCUAAAUUUUUAGCCUGUUGACUCGGAUUAUAGGAUAAUGCCACAACUCCAACGAUGGAGCUCUUCAGUUCAUGACUCAGCUUUUAUUACAGCUCAACCAUGACUCAGCAGUACAGGGUUUUCUUCUGUGCCAGGAACCCUCUAAAACCUAAACCUCCUCAUCACUCAUCCACCAGCUCGCUCCAGGAUCAUUCUCCUCUCUGGACAAUCAUUACUCUGAGCCGCUAAGCUAACACACCCUGAGAAAUCAGGCUGUAAAAUGAGGCUGUUAGUCUAACUGUUUUUUUAAAGAUCUGUGAAUGAACGCCGUCUGCGGGGUCUUCAAAGAUCCAAGGACUCCAGCAGACCCAGAACAAGGACAGGAGGGGCUGCAGAUACAACCCACUCAACCAGGACAGAGUCUGCGCGCGCGUGUGUGUGUAUGUGUCCGCACGAUAUUGGAAAAAACUAACAUUGCGAUUUUUUUCAACUUUACGAUAUUAAAAACUACAGGAAUUUUCAGCAGAUGACCUGAAUUUCACUUUCUGCUAAAAUUUUGAGGACAGUUAACCUGCACUGAUCUUACCUCUUUUUGUGAAUGUUAGUAGAAUGGCUUCUGUAUGUCUUAGAGAUAUUUUUAGCUUGCUUUUAUUGUGCGCACCUGACAUCGCAAUGACAAUGCUCGAACAAUAUAUUGUGCAGCCCUAGUUAGGGAUGGGAAUUGAUACAAUUUUAUCAAUAUUGUUGCCAUUCAAUAUUCUGCUUAUCAAUUCAAUUCUUUAACGAUUCCCUUAUCAAUUCCUUUGUUUGAUUAAAAAAAAAAAGUAGACUAUAGGUUUUCAAUGUUAACUCAAAAUUUUAGUCUUUGAUGACAGAAAAAGAUGUAGUCUAAAAAUAAUUAAACGACUAACUAUUUGUACAACAUUUACUUGGUCGGUAUAAAGUCAAAUCAGGGUGACCAUACUCUGGAUCUCCAAAAAGAGGACACGGCUACAUGGGAUGGAGUCGUGCGCAAAAUUUUGAGGGUUUUUCUGGUCGGGUUGAGUGUUUUUUACGCGCUUCUAACUCAGUUAGUCCAUGCUACACAAACUCAAAACUUCCAUACAAAACUCGUCGUCGUCUUUCUUUGUAAAAUGAAGCCCCGCUUUAGAUUGUUUCUGCCUACUUUUUGUACCAUCCACCAUGUUUUUUCCUCAAAGUCUCUGUUUUCCUUCGAGUAGACUGCCUCUCACAAGACCGUUUUCCAAAGCACCCGGAAGAAAGGAAUCGUUAAGGGAAUCAUUAAAAUGAAAUGUAAACGAUGUCGAUGGAUUGAACCAUUUGAAACCGGUUCUGAACAAGAACCGUUUCUCGAUUCCCAUCCCUAGCCCUAGUCUGGACUGCGUCUACAGACUACCAGGGUCAUAGAGAUGUGGUCCCAGAAUUGCAGUCCUUAAAACUGCAAAGUGCUGUAAAUGGAGUUUAGCGAACAUAGAUGAUCCAGUUCAGGAUCGGUCUUACCCAGAGUCCGCCUCAAACCGCCUGCUGAAAUCCAGAUCCUGGUUUAUCUUCUCUGUGGUCCUGUCACACCAGAUCUGAGCCACCCACUGAGUCCUUCUUUGUUGAAGGUUUCCUCCCAGUCCUCCAACUUUUCAACGUUUUUCUGUCUUCCUCCUGACAGCUCCAGGCCCAGAAGCUCCGCCUCGCCAGGAGUCAGGGCCCAUACUAUGGCGGCUCGCUACCCAACGUAAACCAGAUUGGCAGGACCCCUCAGGACUUCCAGGUAACCAAAAACCGCCACGCACACUCUCUUGGCGUUUCUAACUGUGUCUGCAGGAUCCAAACUUGGACUCAGACUAGGGCUGGGUGAUAUGGGAAAAAGUUAAGCACAAUAUAUUUUUUUCAUAUCAGUUGAUAUUGAUAUUUAUCACGAUAUAAAAAAUGAAAUUUAACUGUGUUUAUUGGUCGCAUGUCUUUUCCAAUACAAUAAUCUACUGCACCUGUUAGGUCUUUGUGUCUCUUUGACGUUUUAUCGUAAGGCGUUGCUCUAGAGAAAGCAGACUGAAUGGUCGGCUGUUUCAGGUGCCAUGGGCUCCUUGAUCCUCUUGGGGAAUGUAACCUUUUGCAUUGCACGUGCUCUGCAGCGUGGCGCUGCUGCAGGUGGUGAAAAAGAUUUGAGGUAUUCCUUGACUUUGUGAGAACAUGUACUCGACGUAAUUUACAGUCCACAUUACUCUGCUUCAUGUUCGACCUCAAAAAACCAAAAUACCUCCACACCACCAUUGUGCCAGUGUUGUCGACGAUGUCAUCAUCUGUUGAGCCUUCAUUGUCAUUUCUGUCGGGGGUAGCACUCAUUUUCUUUUUUUCUCACUAACAGUGCUGUCGGCUUCACCAGUUAAAGUGCUGCGGUUGGGUGGAGCUGCUGUCUGCUACGACGCAGUUGUUUGCUACUUAGUUCUAAUUCAGCACAUGACUGGUUCAGCGCGAAGCAGACCCAGAGUCAAAGUCAAAGUCAGCUUUAUUGUCAAAUAUGCUAUACUACAGCAUAUAUGAAAUUACAGUCCUCUCGGACCCGCAGUGCAAAUAAAGACAGAUAGAAAAAUAAAAAAGGGAAUAAGUAAACAAAUUACACUAAAUACUACAAUAAAUAUAUAUGUACAAUGAGCAACUCCCCUUUUCAUUGGCUAUUCAUACAGUCUACCAAAACAUGGCAGAAUGGCGACUAUCAAAAAGGAUAUUGACCAUGUUUUAUAUUGAUAUUGAGGGAAAUUAAUUUUAGAUACCCCCUCCUCGUAAAUAUUCAUCAAAUAAAAGCAGAGUAAGUUCUGAGUUGUUUUGGAGGACAAAAGCAGCGGUUAAGGUGUCACGUUCUGGAGGACAGUCUCCUGCGGCUGCGUCACGACCACGAUCUGCAGCUCUCCAUGUCUGACUCAUCAGUUUCCUGUCAGCGCUGCAGCAGCAGAGCCAAACUCAUUCAGUAAUGAAAGUGUCUCAUCAAUAUCAGCGCCGCCUCCCCCUUCCUCUGCUGCUGCUAUCACAGUUGAAUCUUCACCCCCUCCUCCUCCUCCUACUCCUCCUCUCUCCAACAAAGAUUGGAUUGAGUCUUGUUGGCUCCUCAUCUCCACCAGAGUUUUAGAGGAAUUUUGGAGGUUUUUAAAUUACUAUAAAAGUCUUUCUGAGGUGAGACGAGCCCCAGAUGUUGAGUCUUUAUUGACACAACACAGCGGUCAUGAUGAAAAGGUCUGGGACAGGAUUCAGAUCCUUGGAGCAGCAGUCCUGACCCUGAUCAGAGUUUAUUUCUGUUUCUUUAUUUCCGUCUUUUUAAUGUCUCUAAUGUACAUGUUAAAUUAAAAAGUAUCUCUCUCUCUCUCUCUCUCUCUCUCUCUCUCUCUCUCUCUCUCUCUCUCUCUCUCUCUCUCAGGGCUCGUUUCCCUCCACUCUGGAGUCGAACCGGUCCACUCGGCAUCACGGUCUGGUGGAGCGAGUCCAGAGGGACCGCCGUUUCAUCUCGCCAGUCAGACCAUACCGCAACCGACAAGUAUCCUUCGGCUCCAAAAGAGGGCUUAAGCUUUUUUUUUCUUAAACGUUUUUAUUUGUUUUCAGACUGAAGUGAGUCUCACACAUAGACUGUAUAAAGAAUGGACAGUCUGCCUCCUUGCUGGGUGAAGCCACUCCGAGAACAGCACCCUUUGUUGAUGGGCUGCAGUAUAGGUCAUAAAUCCCGCCUCCGCCAGAAAAGCUUAUGGGGCUGUGGACCAACUUUAGAAAUUUAUUACACAGAACAUAAAUUUUUCUCCCCCCCGGUUGUGAUAUUGACAUGUAGUUACUGUAAGACUGGUUUGUGCUCAAGUCCUCUUUUUUCUGUGAAGCUCCAUUUUUAAAAGUUAUUAGGGGGUUCAUGUUUUCUAUGACUGACACCUGAUACAGCCUAUGGGCGUUCAGGGAUUGCGUAGCUCACCCGGGGGAAAUGCUGUUUGAGCCGAGCGUCAUCACAGUGACUCUCUGCGACUGCGCGGCCGAAUGUGCGCAUCGCUACGGCGCAGCGCUGGUUUCAGGAAAUGAAGAAAAAUCCUGGAAAUACCGAGAGCGUAUUGGCUUCAAAUCCGUGUACAGGCUGUAGGCAGAACCAAGUUGUUCAUAGUAUAUACAGUCUAUGGUCUUACAUUACAGCGUGACUGCAUGUCUGAGGUUCUAAGCUCCAAACCCACAAAGGUCUUUGACAAUCGGGGUCCGAUCAGAGUUAGGACGCCAAGUAACCAUGAAGGUCUUCCCUAAAAAAAAGUCACUGUCUGGAUGGCAGCAGAUGUUGCUCCUAAACCUGGAGAUUUUGUUUAAAACUGAGGUUGCAGCAUCUAUGAAUUCCAGUAUGUUGUUGAACAACUGGACUUCCUAGAGACGUUUUGCCUUAGGCGAAACGUCUCAAGCAAGUCCAGUUGUCCUUUCCAGAAGAGUGUUACUCCCAAUUUUAACCGCAUGCUGCGAAAUUUGCCUCACCAACGGGUCCGGUAGGAAUUGGCGGAUGGCGAAAAUCGCUGCUGUUCUGGAUGCGGUGAAAAUUUGGGGCUAGAUCUUGAUUCAUUAGACCUCAGGACAGUUCAUGGACAAGUGAUAUUAAGCCCAUGCAGUGACUCCAACUAUAGAGUCCUGAUGCUCCUAAACCUGGAGAUAUUGUUCAGCAUUAACCCAUGAAGACCUGAAUCCUGUCUGAGACUGUGAAAUCCUGAGGGCCAUUUUUUGAAGGGCCCCCAGAUCCUGAGGUUUUCUUAAGUGUUGAGGUUUACAAAAAAGCUGAUAUCUCAGCCUCUGUAGCAGAUAGAAACCAAAUUCAAAUAGUAUUUGAGAGCUUAUACAUGUGGCUUUCAAGAUAAGUAUCUUUUAUUUUCUGAACCUUCAUUACAUUAUUUAAAACUUUGAACAAACAAACUCAAAUGAAAUAAAGCAGCAGUAUAAAUAACUAUUUACGCUCUACAAAACAAGUGGCAGUCAUGAUAAAGUGUCCAUUCAACACAAAUGUAAAUAUAAAAAAUAAAGUGUUGAAAGGGUAUGCAGCUGCCCUAGUAUAGUGCCAGUACAAAAGCAGCAUUAAAAACUAAAAAAUACAUAAAUAAAUAAGUGUCUGACAGUGUGUGCAUCUCUGUGCUUACUUAAAGUCAUGAAGACUCACAGAAAACGCCGAUCGUGUGAACCAAAGCAUCAAUAUGAAGAGGUUGUUCACACUGUUUACAGACAAAGACUGGAGGUCCACCAUAUCUCUUCCUUGUCGUCCAAAAACAUUCCUCUCAUCCAGAAGUCCUGAUCUUGUGGCCCAGAAGGUUCAAAAUAUGGUCAUCAACAUCAUUAUUUCUGUCAAUAUCACAACCUUUACUAAGGCUGGAUACUUCUCCUCUGAAGCUGCUCUCUGCCUCCGUCAUUGUUUACUUUCCUCACAAAGAACGUAGCAAGAUCUGAGCAUGAAUCUGAUCACUUUUUGAAGCUUUAUUAGCCUAUCAGAGGCAGACGGGUAUGAUAAUUUGAUUCACCACGACUCCAGAAAUGACUGAAAAACUACAGAAUGUUACAAAAUGAUGUAUCCAUGCCGCCGGCUUGGAAGGUUGAAAUGCGUACAUGCUGUCCCAGUUCAAAUGGGUUAAAUCAGCGAAAGAAAAACUGGCUAAUUUAGACCCCAGCUUUAACCCUGCAAAGAAGGUCUUGACCCAUCAUUCCUGAUUGAAGUAUCUGAUUCUUAGUGGUCCAUGAAAACCCGGUUGGUCGGUAACCCUCAGACAGCUCCUACCAAAGAGGAGUGAAGUCAGUCGAACAGAAGAGGGAACUCUGAAGUCCUCUAACUGAAAGUAUUUAAAAUCAGCAAACGGAGGAAAAGAAAGCCAAAGUGUGCAUUUGCAGAUUUGUGUAUUUCACACCUGCUCUGUUCUGCAGAAGGUGUGAAUCAGUCCGAGUGUGAAGCUCUGAAAACGGUUCCUGAAAGAGACAAAAAAGCCGAUGAUUGAAGUUUGGAAAUAUUUGUUGAUGACAGCUGAGCGAACAGAUUUUGUCUGUGUGGGCUUCAGUUUUUCUGAUUUCAUACUCCGAGAAAGAAAAAAGGAGAAGUCUUAAAAACCAGAACUUUUUCAUUUCAACCAGAGAGUAAAAGAGAAAAAGAAAAUCAUCUUGUUUCCUUAACUGCUCCUCUCCUCAGGUGGACAGCUCGCCGUAUAACUCCGCCUACUUGUCCCCGCCUCCUGACCCCAGCUGGAGAAGGUAAUGUCUGUUAAACUCCACCCCCUUUCCUGUCUCAGUCUGUUUCUAAAGUCCUGAAGCUGCCUGCAGGGACGCCUCCUUAAUUCUCCUCCUUCUCCUUCUUCCUACAUUUUCCUCCACCCUUUAAAAACCGUUCUGAAGUUUUUGUGACACCUCAAAGGAUCUGGACAUCCAGAAAUUAGUAAAAAAAUCAGAUCUUGGUGGUUGUUGGGAUAGAAGCUUAAGGAGCUCCUGGUUUGGGACGGUGAACCUGAUCUUGUUUGCAUAGAUCUGGUUCCUACUCAAGCGUGUUGGCGAUGUGUCAGCCUUGGAUUGGUUUGAUGUUUGGCGUGAAUGUGGACAGAUCAGACUGCCGUCAGUAAUACGUCUGACUCACAGAUUCAGAAAUAGUCUAAAAAUGACAAAUGUCUGUUUGCUCCUGCAGAGAGACUUUCACAGCACUUUUAUUUUGAAGGGUCGUCCAGGACACUUUUGGUUUUCUGACUGAACUCCUAAAUGCUCUGAAACUUCGUUGAAAGGGCAACCGGACGUACUCGAGAUGUUUCUCCUAAGGCCACUUGUCCUUUCCAAAAGAGGGUCAGUUCUGGUUUUCUGAAUGAACCAGUGCAGAGGAGGACUCUGGGCCGUGAUGGUUCCAGACUGCAGCCUGGUGAGAAGAUCCAGGGGUUCUGUUGGUACCGAGUCUGACUCCUGACCCCUGACAGAACAGACCUCUGCUUUUCCUUCAGAGGAUUUCCUUUCUGUAACUAGAGUUAGACCGAUUAUCAGAGCUAGGACUGGGUGAUUAUAUGAUCGUGAUGAAUUUCAGUUCAAUCACGGUGAUCAGCUGUGAGCUUAUUUACUCGAUCAAACAUGACGGAAAUGUGCGUCACAACAGCCAGUCAGAGUCAAGCUUUUCCUGCUCACUUCUGUAAGUCGCCAGAGAAUUAAACAGGAAGUAAACAGAAUGACCGAAGCUGAGGGCAGCAAAACAGAUGUCAGCCAUGACUUUGAGUCAUCCUCCAAAGACACCAUUGUUGAGAAGCAAACUUUUUAAUCGUUGGUUGUGUGGUGGUGGUUCGGAUAUCUCCAAAGUGACAUAGAUCAAUUAAGCCGAUAUGUAAGGUAUGUCGGCGGUCGGUGCCUCAAGAACCGAUCUGUUUAAUUAUUUAAGUGAUUAUGCUGAAAGCAAGAAAAUGUGGGCGGAGUGCUGACGGUACCAGUGGUGUUAGCAUUUUAGCUACAACUAGAGGUGCAGCCACCAGACCAAAGCAAUCAAUCAUAUCAUUUACGUUUACAUCAUCUAAUAUUUACAUGAAAGGCAUCUUUAUUAUCCCUGGGGGGGUGGUUUGUUUAUUUUGGGUCUUGCAUACCUGCAAAAACACUCAGGACUGUAAACUAGUUCACUUUAUAAUUUAAUAUUAAUCUACAUUUUUUGUACUGUUGAGUUGAAAUGGUUUUUAUAUUUUUCUAGGUAUAUCUUAUUUAUUUGAUUUUUUAUUUACCUUGUAUGUUAAUAAAAUGUUGAACUAAUCUCUAAUUUCUUUAGUUUUUAGUACAGAUUAAAACUACAGAAUUUUUUUAAAAAUCGUGAUAAUAAUCGAGAUUGGACAAUAUGACAAAAUAUAUUGUGAUCAUUUAUUUUGCCAAAUCACUCAGGCCUAAUCAGAGCCCAGAUUUGGCAUCAGUCAAUUAUUGGUAUCAGUUUUUUAGAUUAAUUCAUCAAAAAGGUGCAAAUUUCUUAAGAUUAAAGUCAUAACAUCCUAAGAAUAAAGACAAAGUGAAGUCCUCGUCUAGUUUUGGUUCACGGUGAGCAGCAGCUGUCUGGACCAGAAUGAAGAACCACACUGAUCCACAUUGUUCUGAGGAUCAGGAUUCUGACAGACUGGUAUCCUGUGAGACACCAAGUUAACUUCUCAGAAAUUAAAUGUUUGAAUGCGUCUGUAAUUAUCAUUUUCACAGACAGAUUUAUAACUUUUAAUGAUUAUUAAUUCUGAUCAAUCUGAUAUUUUCCGUCUAUCCGCCCUGAAAAAAGACACAUCUGCCGUGAACGGCGUGUUUUCAGAAUGACCCAUUUUUUUUGUUGGUUUACAUCAUGAAACAGCUGAUCGGUGUGCGGUAACUGUGUGUGUCUGAGUCAGCUCGGUAAGCAUCUGCAGAAAACUGUAGCCUAGCUUGCAUGCAGGUUCUCCUGACAGUUCCAUAUUAAAGAGGUGGAGCUGACUGACAUACAGAAACAGUGGAAUAUCCCUUUAACCGAACAAUUCUGAGUGAAGAUGGUCUUGGAUCUGGAUCCACUCUCAGCCUCAGUAUCGAUAUUAAACCUCUCCGGACUCUCUAAACUGGAACUGCUGAUGUGUCCCGAUCUAGGACCCUCACCCUCCUGUCAGAUCCUCUUCGUCUUUCUGAGAAAACUCCCAGAAUCCCUUGAGGUGUCACUGAGGCUCCUGGUCGGUUUUCAUCGUCCCUCCUGCGAGCGCUGCUUCCGUUCAUUUGCCUCCUCAGCCCUCACACUAACCCUCUAGACGACUAAUAUGGAGCAGAGUUGAUUUAAGCCGGCGCCUCUCCAGACCUGACUGGUUUUUGAGGAGCUCUCUGCUCUUCUGCUGCCCUCUCUUCUUCUGGGAAUCUGUUGUUUUUCGUUUUUGGCCUCUUUUUCUUCUAUUUUCUGAAACCAGUUCCAGCCGCUUAUUUCUCGCCUGCCUGCCUGCCUGCCCGUUCUUUCUCGUUUUCUUCUAACAAGACAACAAUUACCCUUCAGAGAGGGUCUGGCCUCGGUCCACAGACACAGAUGGUCCGCUGCACACCACAAACACACACAAAAACACUCACACACAGAUUAGGCUGGCAAAUGACCUCCAGGCAUUCCCUAAAGUCCAACAGUAAACAGUGUUUGGUCCAGCUCAUCCAGCUUGGACUCUAUCAGGCCUGGAGUUUCAUAUCAGCAGGUUUUAAAGUGAUCCCAGGAGCUGGACUAGACCAGCUUUGAGGUUUUAUUACAAAAGAAGUUUCAGUGGGGCGGUCCGCUAACGGGCCAUCAAAGGUUGGAGGUUGUGGUCCAAACAAGUCUCAGUUCAGUUUUUUCUGCUUCUUCUUCCUCCGUGGUGUUCACGCCAGAAAGAGCUGCCAACAAACAGAAAAGGCCAAACAGUCUGCCCUCGAGUUUUCAGCUCCAGUGAAAGUUUUCAGGAGAAAUGAAGUUCAAACAGGAGCAGAGGGGACUUAACUUAAAAGUGAUGAGAUUCAGAAUUAUCCCACAUGAUGGAAAAGUCUUAAUCAGAGUAAGAGGAGGGGCCUACAGCAGCAGCAGCAGCUCUGUCCAGUCUGCUCAGACUUACUUCAUUUUCAUACAGAUGGUCUAAAAAUGGACCGAUUUUCUCUGUAGGAUAGAAAAUGUGCUGCACACUUAAUCGCAAGAAAGCUGCUGGUCUCACGAGGUGAGUGGAUUGUGCCUUAGGCGAAACGUCUGAAGUCCAGUUAUCCUUUCCAAAAGGAGGUCAGUUCUGAUUUUCUGACUGAACCAGCAGUGGACUCUGGGCCGUGAUGGUUCCAGACUUAAGCCUGGUGUGAAGAUCCAGAGGUUCUGUUGGUACUGAGUCUUAAGGUCCUUACACACCGGGAACGAUACAAAUAUACGACGCGAAGUUAUAAAAUAUUCUAAGGCGAAUUUUGACGCUCCUGACUAUACACAUCAAGCGCAAUGUGAUUUUGAGACUUUCUGGGGUGGGGUGGGGGGGGGAGAGUCACACACUAUGACUCUCCACAAGUUAUCCUUCAAGUUGUUAUUUUCGUAAUAUUUGUGUUUUUAAUCAAAAAGCACUCUGUUCUCCGACACGUAAACAAUUAGCCGGUCAGCCAUGUUGGAUAUACCGGUGAAUCUGACGUCGCAACAACACGCAAUCUGGUCAGAAGUGUACACACAGUAUGCGAAACUUUAGAAGAAUCGACCGUGCUACAAAAAAUAAAUGCCGCAAUAUCACAGGACGGGAAUAUGUCGCUGAUGCGAACGCUUGUAUUGACAGGAUACGGGUUAGAAAAAAAAAGACGUCAGAAAUAAUCACACAAAUGAAACAGUCACGGUGUGAAAGGACCUUUAAUCGCCAGAAAGCUGCUGGUCUCACAAGGCGAGUGGAUUUUGCAGGGAGUCUGUAUGUUGAAAAAACAGCGCUGUGAAACACUGCCAAAUUAUUCAGAUGAGUUUGAUAUCAGUGUGAGAGUUUCAGGUAUGUCAGAAGAGUGCAUGAGCUUUAUUAGGGUGAACAUACGUCCUCUAUUACCCGGAUGUGUCCUCUUUUUUGGGGGACUGUCCGGCCUUUUGUCCAGUCAUGUAGAGAGUCUGUCGAUGGCCUAAACAAGAGAAAAAACCUAAUUUCUGCCUCGUCACUUGUAUUUGUUUUGACUGAAGGAGAUAUUUGCCAAGUUGAAUCCCACUGAAACACUGCCAAAUUAUUCAGAUGAGUUUGAUAUCAGUGUGAGAGUUUCACUUUUAUUUAAAUAUGUCAGAGGAGUGCAUGAGCUUUAUUAGGGUAAACAUAUGUCCUCUUUUACCCAGACAUGUCCUCUCUUUGGGGGGCUGUCUGGCCUUUUGUCCGCUGGAGUUUAUAAAAUCCUUCAAAUGUCCACAGUUUUGUAUGGAAGUUUUGAAUUUGUGUCCCGUGGAAUAACUGAGUUAGAAGCACGUAAAAAAACACUUGACGCAAAAAAUCCUCAAAAUUUACUUCACACGACUCUGCCUGUGUAGCCAUGUCCUCUUUUUGACAAUUUAGAAUAUGGUCACCCUAGCUUUAUCCGGGGACUUCAUUAUUUCUGCAGCAGUUGUCGUCUCAUUAGACAGGCUUGUGUUUUUGAAAGCUUGAUUUUGUUGUUUAGAUUCUUCUCUGCAGCAAUUUUCUCAAUUUUUGGUGUUUUUACUGUUUUUAUGUUUUAGUUUUGAUGCCGUCAAAGAUAGUUUAGUCAUUUAGUGAGUUUGUUGACGGCCUAAACAGGAAGAAAAAAACGAAUUUCUGCCCCGUCACUUUUGUUUGUUUUGACUGAAGGCGAUUUUUUUGCCGAGUUGAAUCCCAUUCGUCUGUAAACAAACAAACCCAGACUUUGUGGUAAAUUUGGAUUUAGAUUUCUGACACACAGAUCAGACUGUCAGCUGGUCGACCUCCAUGUUUCCCCCCAGAUUGUCUUAUUGGUUCAAACACUCACAGAAUGAAGGAAUAACCAAAUCCACACAAACUAAAGGGGUCUGAGCGUUGAUCCCUGUGGGACGCAAUCCUCUUUUCUUAGAUUUUUUUUAAACUGUCUCUGACUCCAAACUUUUGUAAAAACUCCCAGAAUGACUUUGUCUUUUUGAAACAUGCCGGCGUCCGUAGACCUUUGUACUCUGCUGAGCUGACACGCCAGCCUCCCUCUUUCCUUCUCUCGCCACCUCCAUCUUCUUCUUUUUAUCGCUUCUUCGCACUUUCUUUUGGGGCCCACACUCUUCCUCUCUCCAUGUUCUCCUCCUUUCGUUUCCAUGUUCUUGCUCUGGGGAGGAAAGUAACUGUUUGUUCUUGUCGAUCAUAAAAAGGAAUUGGUCCGGAAACUUCCCCGGGGAUAAAAGCCAGUUGUUCCGUCUCCCCACCACUGCACUCAACAGGUGAAUCCUCCUCUUCCUCCUCCUCGUCUUCCUCUCUUUUUCCUUUCUUCUUACCCGCCUUUGACGAGUGCUUGUCCUGAGAACAGAAAGUCUUGUAACUUUUACUUUGGAAGGUUUUCUUUCUCCUGGUUUGUGGCGGACUUGGUUUGAGGAUUAAGACUCACCCCUUCAUAGACCUGUCCUCUAACCCCUUUCUUCCUUCUUUCAUUCUGAUCAUCAGUUCCCCUCCUUUAGCCUCUGUAGUCUAACUGGUCCACAUCGAUCGUUUUCUUGGACCAGGACUCUAUAAAGGACUGUUAUCUGUUUGAAUCUUUAAAAGAGUCCAACAGCUUCUGAAUCUCUACAGUCUCCAAGAGUGACGACAGUAUGUUGUGAUUUUUCUAAAACACAGAGGUAGAUGACACGUCUCAAUGACCUCCUGUCAAACAAAAGUGAAACCAAAAUACUCCUGUAGCAGACGCAGACACGUCUUACAGAUGGAGGAAGCAGAUUUAAAACUUCAUUCUGUCACCACUCAGUAGGGGGAGCUCUAAGUGUUUAGAGGUAGCUGUCAUUUGGUCCAUUUUGGUCUGAAGUGAAAGGGUUCACAUUGUCUCAGUUAUCUGGUUUCAUGAGAAGACACUGGGAUUCUUCUAACAUGUGGUCUCUCCUUUACAGCGUCAGUGAACGGCGGUAUUUUACUGUAAAAUCUGUUUAUACUGGAGAAUCUAAAACCACCUGAACCCUGAGCAAAACCUCUGCUCUCUCUCUCUCCUGAAAUCUCCUAACACUGUUUGUCUCUCACCCCUCAGGACCAACUCUGACUCAGCCCUUCACACCAGCGUAAUGAACCCCCCCCCAGGGGACCCUUUCACCACUGGAGGACCCACCCUCACCCCCCAGAGCAACAGGCGCUCCGGUGAGGCUCCAAAACAUGAAGCACAAACAAGCAGUCAGAAUCAGACUCAGAUCCUUGAUGUUCUCCAACAUGUUUGUCAGACAAACGUUUUCUUCUGAACUUUUUAAAAAUCUGCAUCAUCACGAUAGUGUUACAACAAACUUUUGAGUCUUUUGAUAGAAAAUCAGUUUCUGUUUCAGGAUCAUACAGCUGCAGUAAUGUCUGUGUAACUCUGUAUUUACACAGUAAAACUGGGACUUUAUUUAAGCGAACUUCAGAUCUGUUCAUGACAACAAAAUAAAAAAUGAAGGGUUUAUUUUCAUGUCAGUUCUGCUGAAAUAAGCCAGAGUGAAACAUCUGUGUGACUCUGUAUUUACUGUGAAACUAAGACUCACCAGAAACAUCCUGACAGUGAACCAGAGGAAAGUCAGAGUAAAAAGACAGUAAGCUAAACACCUUCCGCUCAUCACGACUUAGGACACAAGGAUGACUUCUCGUACCCAGGUUUAAUGACAAUUGAAAGGGUGAAACUAAAGGAAUACAAAUAUUAUUAUUAUUAUCAUUAUCAUUAUCAUUAGAUAUUAUAAUUAUUAUUAUUAUUAAUAAUGAUGAUAAUCCCUAUAAAAUAACAUUAAAAAUAUUAUCAUUAUUGUUAUUAUUGUCUUAGUAAUAAUUAAUUAUUAAUUUAAUUAUGAUAACAAUAAUAAUUAUAAUCAUUAUUAUCACAAUUAUUAUUAUUAUUAUUAUUGUUAUUAGUAUUGUUAUUUAUAAUAUAAUAAUAAUAAUAAUAAUAAUAAUAGUUUCAUUAUAAUUAUGAACACCAUCAUGUUGUCUGCUGAAGUUUGUCUCACUGACUCCCUCACACAUCGUGAAGCAGCAGAAAUCAGUCUGAUCUGAAAACCACAUGACCCAGUUUGGUGGUAAAACCGCACUGAGGUUGUGAUUUUUCUUCUCUCGCUGCGCUCUCACUGUUUUCCUCCGUUAUUAUUUUGAACAUGACCUGUUCAUUGUUAGACUGACUUAUCAGCUCACAUGUUUCCUCAGGAUAGAGGUCUCAGUCUAAACAGGUUUUCCUCUGAGUCAGGAUGUCCUCUAUAGAAACUAGAUAUAAAACCUGAUCCAGAACUCCACUGCCAGACUCUCGGCUCUGACUCCAAGUAUCUAAACUGACUUAACUGCAGCUUUCGUGGCAUGUGUGAACCUUUGAAUCCUUCUGUUUUCUCCUGCCAGUCUGUAUGUGUGUGUAAUCCUGUCUGUGUUUUUUUCCCUGCAGGUCAGAGCGAUGGAGAGGGCAGAAGAAGUGAGUAACAUGCAGACACACAGGAACACCCCCAAAGACCUGAGAACUUUGACUUCUAUAAAAACCAGGAUCUUUACUCCAGUCUCAUCAUGAAGAGCUCUGAAGGCUUCUGCCUCACCUUCUCUUUCUCAAUCUGUUGUCCACUUUGUAAUCUUGAUGUCUGCUUCAUACUUCACAUACUUACCUUUGAUACUUAACACCAAAAACUGGAUCAUACAAACAUCAUCUAUCCUCCUGAUGUGUGAGGAUUCAGGAGCCACCCGUUUAUAGACUUCUUUGUUUGUCCUUCAGUGUUUCCGUACCCGGUCCCUCCCAUCGAGGAGAACGUGUUAGACGAGGGAAAACUCCUCAAACCCUGGGACACCAAGAAGGUAAAGACACAAGUGUGGAUCUGCAACUUUAGGAAAAUGUUCUCUGAUACAGUCAUGAGGUCAAAUAAAAUAAAACAGAAGUUAGAAAAGUCAGAGCACUGAGAAAAAGUCUGAAUAAUUUCAAGACCCUAAAAAAAGCAUCUCUAUCUAUUUAGGUGAAUUUUAUCGGUCAAAAACAUGAGAAAUGAAAGUCUUUACAAAUGACAAACUCCUGAUAAGUUUCUCAUACUCCUUGUGUUUCUUCUCCAGUUGCCUCUGCUGACGUCUCGACCCAAGUCCUGUGAAGUCCCCGGUAUCAAGUAAGUGUAAACACAGUUUCUGGACCAGAGUCUGUCCGGGUUCCUGCAGCGAUUUAUCUGAUGUUGACAAGUCUUUAAAAACUCGCCUCAAGCAGGAAAACCGUUUUCAAGGUUUUGGAUCUGAAACCGUAUUUAUUUGGGUCAUAAAAGUCCCUAAAAAGUUGUAAAUUUGACUUUGGAGAAAGUGCUGGGACCUGGUUUUUGUAGGAACUUUGAUUUACCAUCCAAAAAGUCCCUUCUUCAGGGGGAUAGGACCAGAUUUAGCUGCUCUCUCUCUUCCCUCUCUCUCUCUCUCUCUCUCUCUCUCUCUCUCUCUCUCUCUCUCUCUCUCUCUCUCUCUCUCUCUCUCUCUCUCUCUCGAGCACAAGGGUUUUUCUCCUGUCCUCAGAUGGUUGUGACUCUUUCUUUCACCAAAGUGAAUAUUUGACCCAGUUUUCACAGGCCCCUCGUCUUUUACGUCUUCAGGGACUAAAAGUUUGUUGUUCAGACGUCAGUUCAGAGAAAUAUUAACUUUCAGACUCUGCAGGAGUCUCAGCUCACAGACACUUCCUGUCUCUCUGAAUCUGAUCAGUUUAGAUUUUUGAUUUUUUUCUCUCUAAGACAAAAAUAAAAACGCUUGUUCAAGUCUUCUCAGCAGGACCUGACCCUCCUCCUGUCUCCUCUCCUUCUCUCCUCUCCAUCUCUCCUCUCUCCUCUCCUUCUCCUCCUCUCUCCUCCUCCUCUCUUUUCACUUCUCUCAUCUUCUCUCCUCUCUCCUCUCCUUCUCCUCUCUCCUUUCCUUCUCUUCUCCUCUCCUUCUCGCCUCUUUUCUCCUCUCCUCCUCCCUCCUCUUCUUCUCUCCUCCACUCUCUUCUCCUUUCCUUCUCUCCUCCUCUCUCCCCUCCUUCUCUUCUCCACUCCUUUUAUCCUCUUCUCUCCUCUCUCCUCUCCGUCUCUUCUCCUCUUCUCUCCUCUCCUUCUCUUAUCCCCUCCUCCUCUUCUCUCCUCCCUCCUCUCCUUCUCUUUUCCUCUCCUUUUCUCCUCUUCUCUCCUCUCUUUCUCUUCUCCUCUCCUCCUCACUCCUCUCCCUCUCUCCUCUCCUCUUCUUCUCUCCUUUUCUCCUCUUCUCUUCUCUCUUCUUUCCUUCUCUUCUCCUCUCCUUCUCUCCCUCUCUCUCCUUUCUCCUCUCUCCUCUCAUCCUCUUCUCCUGUCUCCUCUCUACUCUCCUUUACUUCUCCUCUUUCCUCUCCCUCUCUCCUUAUCUCCUCCUUUCCUCUCUCCUCCCUCCUCUCCCCUCUCCCUUUCUCCUGUUCUCUCCCCUUUCCUCCUCUUCUCUCCUCUCAGUAUCUUUACGUCACCGGAGCAGCCGUCCACGCCAGCUCACGGCGUCCCGUCGGCCCUCAACACUGGUGGCUCGCUGCCGGACCUCUCCAGCCUCCACUUCCCCUCCCCUCUACCCACGCCGCUGGACCAGGACGAGCCUGGUUACCCAGGAUCCUCCUCUCUGAGCGGGGGCAGCAGCACGGGAAACCUGGCCUCCACCCUCACCCAGCUGGGCAUCAACCCCGCCAACACGCAGGGAGGCAACAGCAACUUCCACCAUACACAGGGUAGGUGCUGCCGCCCCGCCUUUGACCUUGAAUUUAUUUACAGGAAGUUUUUUAAACUCCAGCAUCAAACACAUGAGAGUCUCGGUGUACGCCACCACCAUCCUCAUCAUCAUCUCUCUGGUUCGUCGUCCUCCUCCUCGUUAGUCAGUUUGUGUUUCUUCUUCUUUGGUGAAGUCAUCUGAGGAUUCCCGCUCUCUCAGGAUUUGUGAGGUUUCCUAGUAACAGGAGUCUAAGCUUAGCUCUCCAGCCCUCUGCUGAUUUCUCUGUUUGGUUUGGAUGGUCCGUGUUAGUCCUCCAGUGUCAACAAGACUCAGACCGGUCUUCUUUUGUUCUCCGGUUUCAUCAGACUGGAUCCGCUAAGACGUGGAAACCGGGCCAGUCCUCCUCCUCCUCCUCCUCCUGUGUUAAUAGUGAAAAGUCAUGAGGUCAGCGUUUUAGUUUGGUAACACAAAGAGGAGCGAAGCAGACCGACGACAAUCCUGGUUAUGAAUCAGAGAGUGUGAGGUCAACAUCAGGAGGUCAGAGGUCAAAGUUCACAAGAAUAAACUGAGGGUUUCUGACGAAAUGCUAUCACCUCUGAUUGGUUGUAAAGCCUGUCAAUCUCAGAUCAGUGACCGCCUUUUGCACCAAACAGCUCAGCAACUUGAUUUGUAGCUGUAAGAAGCACAAUCUGUGACACGUGGUAGUGUUGUGUUGUUCACAAACAAUUUGUUCAAAAGAACCAAAUCUUUUAAGUGAACGUACUGUUCGUUUCUCACUUCAGUCGAGCUGAAGUGAGAAACAGCAUUGCCAGUUGAGCAGCUGGUAAACAAGGGACUGCAUGCACCGACACCUGAAUCACUUGGUGAAUGAAUCACGCAUUUAACUACACUGUCUGGAAUCAUUUUUGUCAGACAAAACUACACAGCACAGCAUGUAACAAGUGGUGUAUAAAACCCGCAGCAUCCUAUUAUUGCAGCGGUUUGCGAAGGAACAGUGCAUGUUCAGUGUGAAUUCUUCUAAAUGUUCAGUGAACGAAUCACUCACUGAGGCUAAUUUACCGAGCAGACCUGAUGAAUAGCAUUCCAUAGGACAGUACACUUAAAACAUCAUGACUUAUAAACAAGUUCAUUGUUACAAACCUGUUUGUUAAAGCAACACAGCCAAACACUCCUGUCUCCGGGUCCUAGAAGCUAUGAUCUGAACUGAAUCCUGAACCGUUCAGCUGUGUGUCAGUUCAGGAGGUCGGCGCCGCAGGCUUCUCCCACCAAACGCUAGAUGAUUUGGUGAUUUGGUGAACAAAUCUUUUUAGUGAACUGAUUCUAGUGAUGCAGUACAUCUAAAAGAACUGCCAUGCCCACAUGGCAACACAACUGUUUUCCUGAAAGCUUAUUGUACAUAAAUGUAACACUUUGUCCACAACUUCACAUUACUCCAUACAGGUGCAAAGAAUAUGUUUUACACCAAAAAUGUGAGUGUGUCAGACAUUAAAUCUGUGACUUGUAAAACAGGAUUUGUACACCUGUAAUUCAGAAUCUGUGAAUGUGUAAAUGUUGUGUUGUACUUGUGGAAAUAAAAAAAAAAAUCAAGAAGUACACACAAAAAAUCAACAAGUACACAAUUCAUAGAGUGCGGAUUUUAUAUGUACUAAUACACAUACACAAUCACUGUACACAACUACACAUUACAUGUUACAGAUACACAAACCUUUUGCACAAAAUAUACCUUCAUAUAUUCAGACUGGACUUACUACAGGGGGAACAAAAAUUUCAUAAGGUUAGAAGACGAAGGCGGAACUUUUUCGUCAUGGAGGAACUCAAACAAGAGCUGAUCCAGAAAACCUGCAGAGAUCCACAUGAACUGAUCAGAGACCCGAUGAGGAGUCGGAUCAAUAAUAAUGAAUCAAAGCUAAUAGAUCCACAGCCUCACAUCUAUUAUAAAAUAUCUAUGUUUAAAGUUUUUGACCCCACUGCUCAGGUUUGGAGAUUUCAGCUCAGACAGACUCUGCAACCUGAGUCUGGGUUCAGGUCUUCUUGUCCUGGAUCAGAACCCUGGCCCGCUCUGAUGUUGUAAACCUGUCUGAGUAAACGCUCCGGCGCGGUGACGAACAUGAAGGUUAGCCAAGGAAGUCUGUGGGUGGGAUGAAACUGAGGGGGAUGUAUGGCAGCGGCGGGCGGCGCUCUAAAUUUAGCUCACGGAGAAAAAAGGGAGUUUUUUUUUUCUUUUUUUUUUCUGUCAGUGGGAAAAUGGCGCCGUGUUUACUUGUUUGUGAGGUGACUGUACCGACCACAGACAGGAAGCUGCUGUCAGUUUCACCUCGCUAUCGCCAUCAUGGUGUCUCUCUGACAGGGGGCGGAGUCAGCUGGGACCACACGGGGAAGGCCGCGGAGCCGAGAACCAGCAGCUGUUCACUUUUCUUUGAAACUUUGUGUCAUGAUCAAAUCUGCUGCCUCAGUCAGAGACAUUGCUGUCGUUCCUGUUUUCACCACUCUGAUGCUUCAUCCUGAUCUAGAUCUAGAAACAUAGAUUCAUUAUCAACAACAUCUGAAUACCUGGGCUGAGGUUUCUGAGUCCUCUUCCUGGUCUGAGUCCUGAACCCGGUCAGAAAGUAGACUGAGUGUAUAAAGAGAAAGACGAGGAGGAGGUAAAGUGAGGUGAGGUGGCAAACACCUGAGCGUGUGUUUGGGGACAGAGCUGAUGGUUUCACCUGGGGAGGAGGAGGAACCGGGUCCCUGAACAGGAGGAGGAGUUUAGAGGAAGGUUCCUGCUAGGACUGGGCGAUAUAGCCAUAUAAGAAAUAUAUCAGUAUUUUUAAAUGAAAUAUGAAAUUGGACCAUAUUGCAUAUAUGGAUAUACAGAUAUCAGAUGCUGUUGUUGACAGGCUGGUGUUUCUCACACAAAAUCUUGAAACAAAGGAAGACACACUUGUCUGUCCUCUAAUGUCGACCUCCAUACAGUACUAAUUGUUUAUCAAAGUCAAAAAGAAAGAAGAGGGGAAAUGUUGACUGAGUUCAUAGUCUUGGUUGAGACUGUUAAGAAGAUAAAGACAUAUAGGUAAUCUCAAAAUGAUGUUUAAAAAGUAUUUUCUUUAACUGAGCACUUUAUUUUGUUCUGUCUUUAUAGAUAUAAAUGCUGCCCUUACUAUGUCAAUGUCAAUGUCAACGUCAGCUUUAUUUAUAUAGCACAUUUAAAAACAGCCAGUGGCCUACUAAAGUGCUUUACAGUAAAAUAGCCAGAGACAAUAAAAACAAUAAAGAAGUAGAAAAGCACUCAGAGAGCGCAGACCUCUGGCAAGCAGCUCAUGUCCCCCCUUAUAUUGUGAUUCACACCAAAACUUUUACUGUUACGUGUCUUUUAUUAACUUUUAUUUGUGUUUAAACUGGUAUGUUCACUGUUCAUAAUGUUCCUAAAACAAGAAAUGCCCUGACCCGGAUUCGAACCCAGGACCUUCUUGCUGUGCGGCGACAGUGCUAACCACUACACCACUGUGCCGCCCAUUGGUUAUCUUUCAGCACUGAUAAUUCCAGCGACACCCUUAUUUUUGUUUGUCUGGAUCACAGUAUCCAGAAUUUUGUCUGGAUCAGGAUCAACCUUUGACACCUCAUAAAACUCAUUGAGAUCCUUUUGUGUAAUUUUUUUACUAAAGACUGGCCAUUUUUAUAGAGUUAAAAGCAAAAAGUCCAAAAUUUGCCCUAUCUCACAAUGAUAAAGAACCCUUCAAAAAAUUCCUGGAUCCAGAAGGCGAUCCGGAUCACCACCAAAAUUUAAUGGGAUCCUCCUGGGGCUGAGACGCACCUCUGGUGAAAAUUUCAGGUCAAUCCGUCUGUAACUUUUUCCGUAAAGUUGUUCACAGACAAACAAACAAACCAACAAACCAACGCUACCGAAAACAUAACCUCCUUGGCGGAGAUAACUAUAAAAAGGGGCAACUGUGGAAGAAAUCUGGCCCAUGUGCACAGAGAGAGAUCUUUGAGAGGUACGAUCUGAACCAGCUCAAAGCAGGGCCUUUGAUGCCUACACAAUUUUCAAGGCCUGAUAGGAGGAUUGAGUGAUCCACUGUGUCAAACACUGCUGUCAAGUCAAGGAGGAUUAAAAAGGCACAGUUACCAGAAUCAAGGUUUGAUAAAAGAUCAUUAAAAACUUCUGAAAGAGCAGUUUCAGUGCUGUGAAGAGACUUAAAACCAGACUGAAACAGUUUACAAACAUUUGCCCCUUGUGAAAAUUCUUGGAGUUGAUUAAAAACAACUUUUUCCAAAACCUUGGAAAUAAAAGGGAGUUUGGAUAUUGGCCUAAAAUUGGACAAAACCAAGGGAUCCAAGUUUUUCUUUUUCAAGAGAGGUUGCACCAUGGCAUGUUUGAAGGAGGAAGGCACACUUCCGGAGCUGAGACACCGAUUAAUGAGAGUCAAAAUAAAAGACUGAACAGUAUUAAAAACCUCCUUGAACAAACGGGAAGGAAUGCUAUCAGAUGGACAGUUAGCAGGACGUAAGUUUACCACUAUUUCAUUAAGUGUUGAGAGGGAAACAGGCUCUAACUGCUGAAAGACAGCUGAGCUAGCUGAAGGAACAGAGGGGUCCUGAACAGGGUUUGUCAUAUUUAAUUCUUUUGUCGUGUUCGUUGUUUGCAUCUGUGGAUUUGUUAGAGAGGAGAAGAAAAUCUGCUUUUUGAUUUUAAUAGGCCAUUUAUAGUUGUCAAAUUGUUGAUGCUUUUCUCAUAUAAAUACAUUUAUUUCAGAUAAAGAUUGGCCUAUUUUACUUUAUGGGCUUUUUUUAAUGAAGUUGUAUUUUUCAUUUAAAUGUAUACCUUUUUGAGCUUUAAUAAACCACUCCUGUAGUUAUACAGUAUUUAUGUUUAAAUUUUAUUGUUCUUUGAACAGCUGAGCAUAAUUUCAGUUUAAAUAGAAAUACUUGUGACAUGUCAUAUUUGGCUUUGGGUGUGACUAAAAAUUGACUCUCACUUAGCGCUAACAAUAUUGGAAUAUAUAUCCUAUGUCGAUAUUCAGCCUCAAAAUAUCAGGAUAUGACUUUUGGUCCAUAUCCCCCAGCCCUAGUUCUUGCUGUCCUUAUGAAACCCUGAGAGGGAGAGCAGAGCAGCAGGUUUUCUCCAGCUGAAGAAGUCCUCCUGGACUUUGGAGACCCCCCCCCCGAGGUCUCCUGACCCGCCUCUGUGGGCGUUGAGAGUACGGCGUGUUUAACCCUUCUCAGAGUGGUCGAUUAAACAGAGUGGCGACCAUAGACAUAAUAAAAGGGUAGACCCCGCUGGGGGUGCUGCGCAGCGAGAAAUGCGGCCGCCAUCUUGGUCAGGUCAAGCUUCCCAUACGCUCCGGUCAAUCGUAUUCAUUCAUUCAUUCAUUCAGCGAUGCCGGAGCACUGUGCGGCGUAUUCCUGUGCCAACAGGCGGACAGCAGAGAACAGGGCUCAAGGAAUAACUUUUCACAGUUAUGAUUAAACGUUUUUUCAACAUUACACUUGACUGUAGAGUCAUUUGUAGGCCAAAGAGGAAGACUAUCGGUCAACUCCAAAAAGGAAACAGCAUUUGCGAACAGCUUGCUUAUUCACAAUAAUAGCAACUUUGCUCUAUUAUCAACAGAUUUGCAUUAGAUUGAAAAACUUUUGUUUGAGAGAGGUUCUAAGAAACGUCAAGAAAUAAAAUAGAAAGAAGAAGGAAGAAAGUGAGCUCUGUUUUAUUAAAGAUUUCUUUGUGGUGAUCUCCUGUUUCAUUUUGAAGAUUUCCUAAGGACAAAAACUUGAGGAUGAAGUGGGAGAUUGCUGUUAGAGGGAGAAAUUCACAGCAAGUGAUUCCUCUGUGCUGUGUAGCCAACAAGCAAAUUGAUAUGUAGUUUAGAUGCUGUCCUGUCACGCUGUUCUUGUGUUUAAAUUUUUAUUGAUAUGUAGGCUAUAUAUUUGUGUGUAUUUCUUUGUGUGUAUUUUCCAGUUAUUAAAAUAGUGCUUCUAUAUGACAUUAUUUGUGUGUGUCUACAAAUGGAUAAAUAAAAUUAAACUAUAUAAAAAAUUAUAAUCAAAUCAAUAUUGAAUUGGCCUAUUAAAACCGCCAGUUAUUAAUAAUUAUUGAGACAUAGCAGGAACCUAGCUCUAAACCUAAAUAUAUCCUUGAUUAAUUGUUAUACUAUAAUACAGCCACUGCUGCCAUGUUCUAAAAUAUCAUUUUAUUCAUUCUGAGUAUUUGAAAACGCCAAAAAAAAAAUAUGGCCUCUAUCAAGCCUCUUUGAAUGGCGUUUGCAGAGAAGAAAAUUACGUAGUAUUGAGCGAACUAUGAUUCAUUUAAUGCGCUCAGACCUCAUUCCGCCGGUUAAACAGCAGUGCAGAGUGAGGCGGAUGACCGGACCAAGAUGGCGGCCGCAUUUCUCGACAGCGCCCAUUCGUGGUAGCGGCCGACGCGGGGUCUAUCUUUUAUUAUGUCUAUGGUGGCGACACUCCCAUAGACAUACGCUGAACAGCCCGGCGGACCCCACUUCCGGGUUAUAGAACGCUUGUUAGUUCCAACAUGACCGCCUGUCACAUCGGACGCCGUUCACUUCUGUGGCCACAAGGCAAGCACUCACUGAGGUUAAAUGAUAAAAUAUCAACAAGUUUGAUGCCAAUACGUGUGUUAUUGAUAUCGAGGGGACCCCUAUAUAUGUAAAAAUGUAUAUCCCAAAUGUAAUUACGUUGUUUUAGUCAGGAACUGGGAUCGAUUUUUUAGCCACGGUUUGCUCCCACACUCCCCGAGGUAAAAUAUUGUAUCAACGAAUGUAAUGCCAAUACGUGUGUUAAUGGUAUCGGGGGACCCCUUUAUAUGUAAAAUGAUUUUAAUUUUAGUAUACUCAAAUUGUAAUUACAAAUGUAAUUCCCUUUUUUUAGUGAGGAAUUGGGAUCGAUUUUUUAGCCACGGCCUGCUAGCUGGACGUCGUCAGCUGUAGAGGCCUGCCAAAAUGUAUUGUGUGACUGAGUUAUGAAUCACAGAUGAAUCAUCAUCAUCAAUCAUAUGUUGAGAUGGUUACUUAUGGGCUUUAUUUUAGAUUUCAGCCUUUAUCAGUUCCCGAUGUUAUGUGCAAUUUAUUCUUUUUAGACUAACAUAAAUGCUAUGUAAUUUGAUUUCUGCUUAUGGGAUGAUAGCGUAAAGGGGCCGCUACUUUUUAAAUCCUGUCAGCAUUUAAGGCGUAUGUUUAACAUGAAAAAAUGUUAUGCAGGCCAUGCUGCAAGACCAAAACAUUGUACAAUUGUUUAAACAGCUUGUAACACCUCUGACUUACCACUUUAUUGUAUUAUUUUCUCUUAUUAAAAAGUAACACGCGUUACCAAACUUGUCUUAUUUCACUUUUAUUUGUCAUCCAGCCGCUAAAUAUACGUACGUGACUUUGACGUGUAUACAGUAAUCCAAUAAGAGUUGCAAAUGUUGACUUUUUACGGUUAAUUUUAAUAUUUACCUCUUAAAUGCGCGCUCACUGCAGUCUGCCCCGUUGAAGAGCAUGGACAGUGCAGGCUGCUUUGGAACUAUGGAGGGGUACAUGAACCACGUGACCGCUCCGGCGGCGAGAUCUGAAGUUGUCGCCACUCUGUUUAAUCCAUUGCUCUGACCCUUCUCUGUUUUGUCUCCUCAGGUCUCAUGGCAUCUCUACAGAGCACGCUCAGUAACCCCUCCCUGCAGUCUUCUCUAAGCAACCCCAACAUCCAGUCCUCCCUCAGCAGCCACUCCUUUUCCAACUCCUUAAGCUCCGCCUCCCUGCACUCGUCUCUAAGCAACCCUUCCCUGCAGUCCUCCUUGAGCUCUUCCCCCUCUCUGCCAUCCUCCCUCAGCAGCCAAUCGCUGCACUCCUCCCUCAGUAACUCCUCCCUGCAGUCGGCGUCCAGCAGUAACCCCAGCUACAACAGCAGCGGCGUGGGCGGCACUAGCUCCUGCUCCUCCAACUACUCGCCGCUGUUGAGUGGACAGGGCCAGUCGUCACUCAGCACAUCGCCACGGAGACGGGCGCAGCUCUCCCCGCUCAUCCUGCCCAUGGGAGGGGAGGUGAGGAGGCAUCACUCCAAACAGUUCUCCCCCACGAUCUCCCCCACCCUGUCCUCCAUCACACAGGUAACACCAGCUGACUCUCUUUACACCACAUGACCUGCUUCAGGUCCUGGGGCCUCAUUUAUAAAUGCUGAGUACGCACAAAAGAAAGCACAUGCCACUUGUAAUCAACAUUUGGGAUUUAUAAAAAGCAAACUUGACAGAAGAAUGUGCGCACCUCCACGGCAGCUCUGACACUGCUCUACGCACAAAAUCUGGAGAAACUGCAACCCCAACAGUAGAAGGAUGAAAUGAAAGACAGCGAAAUGUGAAAUUGAUAUAUUUGUGUGAAAUAAUCGAAUAUUACACAUUUCAUAACUCAUAUCAUACAUUAAGGAUAUAUUUGCAAAAACUAAGGAGGAAAAAUGUAUAUUGAUGCCCCAGGGAGUGCGCGAGCAAACGCACGCACACACCUACACACAUAGCCUGAUUACUGAAUCAAUUAUGAUCCGUUAUUGUGAAACAAACCUUAUACAUUGUGAAAUCCAUUCACAUAAACAAUAAGGCAGACAGUAACCAUGUUCCCAAAAUGUGUCAUACAAAUAAAGUUUUAUAUUAAUAAUUGUAAUCAAAAUGACAUGAUCACUGCGCAAAAUGACUGAUCAAUUAAGCUUCAACAUCUGUAGCUGAUCAGGAAAUUAAGUUCUGGUUGGAUAUAAAAAGGCACGCAAUCACAAUGCGUAAAGACGCACAAAUGGCUUAUCUGGGCGCUGCUGGAGGACAUAGCGCAAGGAAGACUCCGGAGGGAGCGGAUCUUCUGCUGUGUGCCAGCGACUGGACACGUAUGACACACACAAGAGGAAGAGGCAAAACAUUUUUUUAUUUGUUCACUAACUGUUUCAGAGAUGCGCCGAUGUCUAUUGAGAUGCAUUUGAUUUCCCUAAACCCCUGCAGCACCCCAGCCGACCCAGCUGGAACACCCAGAGGCUGAAAAGACAUAUUAUUUAACUUUAAAAUUAACCAUUGUGAAUUACGUUCCAAAUGUUAGUAAAUUGUCAUUUUUACUAUUUCAAGCAAGAGAAUACAAUUACCUUCAUUCUGUGCCUAUGGAGCAUUUGGUGCCUCAAGCACAUUCGAUGUAUCUGUGUCCACCUCCACCUCCAUCACCACACCGCUCAGGAGGGAUUUCUCAAUGAUCCCCACCAGCUUUUCCUCUGUGGGGGGGAGCUUCAGUGUGCCCCGUCACCCACCUGUUGAUCAGACACUUUUUCUGUAGAGGGCAACACGCCUUUUCGCCUCCGUUUUGAUGUCGGACCAUUUCUUUUUGAUUUCGGCCAUAGUCCAACCCUCUGAGGCGACCUUAUUCACAACAUCUGCAACAUCAUGUCUCUACUCUUAAACCUUUCUGGCAUUAGUGACGCCAACACUGUACCCACCAAAUAAGUCCACCUCACCUAUUAGUGUUUCGAUUGAGGUUUCUUUAUUUCGCCCGUUUUCCGUCUCCGUCCUUUAUGACCCACAGCCUCUCAUUGAAUAUUUAUACAGGGUGUUCACCUUCCCUCUUAUAGGCUCAAUAUGGACGGAGCAAAGCGUUCUCUCAUGUGCGACAACUUUAGAGUUGACUGUGAUUUAUAAACGGAAACAGGUGUAGGAUGUGCGUGCGCACUCUGUCAUAAAUCUGAAUGUUUUUGCGCGCACGCAUUUUCUGUGUUUCCGGCGUAUGCCACCUGUAGUGAGCUUUCCUAUGUUCAGUUUUAUAAAUGAGGACCCAAGUCCUGGUCUGAUCAGACCAGGACCCUUCACACCUAUCAUUUCAUUUUGUUCUCAUGAGUCCCACUUUCAUGUGUCUGACCGUCAUCCACUCUGUCCUCCAUCCAUCUCCGUCCUGCAGGGCGUCCCUCUGGACACCAGCAAACUGCCUCUGGACCAGAGGCUUCCUCCAUACCCGCUCAGCCAGUCCCACCAGCACCAGCAAGGCUCCCAUCAGCCUCUCCCCGGUCUGCAGGGCUCCCAGCCCGGCCAGCAGCCCUCCCAGCUGGGCCAGCACCACCACCAGCAGCUGCACCGCCUCCAGCAGCAGCAGCAGCAGCGCCCCAACGCUCCGCCCCAGCAGCAGCAGCAGCAGCAGCAGCAGUCACAAGCCAUGCAGCAGCUCCACCUGCAGAACCUCCGCAACACACACAACCAGCACAUGCAGCAGCAGCACUUUGGAACGGUACACACACACACACACACACACACACACACACACACACAAGGAGGAUGAUGAAGAUGAUGACGAAGCAGAUUGAUGGUCACUUUUAAAUAAACCACACUCUCUAACAGUGUUGAUUGUGUUUUUUCCAUGCAGCAGCAGCAGAGGCUGAUGGGGCAGCAGGCCAACACACAGCUGAUCAAGAACGAGAGGGCCAUGGACCCGUGCAUCCAGAGCCUGUCGUCCUCUCAGUGUCACGUCAAACAGGAAGCGGAGCAGCAGGCGGAGCAGCAGAGAGCGGGCGGCCUCCCUCAGCUCCAGCAGAUCAGCCACAACCUGGCUACAGACUUCUACAACGUGAGUGACACCAUCAGAACCACUCAGACAAGUCCCAACAGUGACCCCACAGGCCGCAGUGUGUACUGCAGUCAUUUUAUGAUGGAGGCACACAAACAAACCACCGCACUAACACACUGACUCUUUUUCUGAGUGGAUUAUUUUUACAUUUUAAUUUUGACUCAGUGAUGAUUUUAGAGAAUAGGUGAAGAGACUCCCUGAUGGUCUGAGGAUCAUGAGAGUCCAUGUCUUAUGUGAAGGCUCCAAUAAUGCUGAACUUUAUAUACAGGUUUAAGAGCAUCAGGACUCUGUAGUUGGAGUCACCGCAUGGACGUAAUAUCAAAAUCUAACACUCUUUUGGAAAGGACAACUGGACUUGAUAGAGACGUUUCGCCUCUCAUAAAAACACUGACAGCAGGGUCAGUGUUUUUAUGAGAUCAGGUCGUUGUAGAUCAGUUUUCCAAAACUCAAAUGUUUCCCUGAAACAGAUGUGGUGAGAUGAGGGAUCAAAGUUUGUAGUCCUGGAGCUCAGAGCGCCCGAAGAGACCAGAGCUCAACAAACUGGAGCUAUUUCAGGAAACGGAGCUACAGGAGCAAUGCUAUAUAUCGUUAGGUCAAAGUUUAUCUGUGUUCUAUCGGCAUGAAAAUAUAGGACAGGCUGUGAAUGCUCAGAAUCAGAAUCAGAAAUACUUCAAUAGUCUUUGAAGUAGAAAUUGCUUUUGUCACUGUCCUCCAGUGCAAAUACAGUAAAAAGAGGAGAUAAAUAAUAUAUAAGUAAAAAUAAAGAGAUACUAUACAAGUAUUUACACUAUAUACAACACAAAUUGUAACAUUGUAUGCAUGUAAAACAGUGAGCAGAGUCCAGGUAAAGACUUUGACUUAAAGUUGAGGUGAUUAUUAACCAAUCAGGGAUCAGCAGGGAGAGGAGUCUGUAUGGAGAGCAAAAGCAGGAGGAACACAAGAUAUCAGCAGAGAUCUGAGGAGGAUCUCUGUCUCUCUAUGAAGGUCAGCUAACAAUCAAACAUCUACACUUAUCCUAGGGCUGCAUGAUUCAUCGAUUUUAAAUCCAAAUCAGAUUAUUUGAUAAUGACGAUGUUAAAAAAAUUAAAAUCAUCAAAUUGAUUUUCCUCUCUAUCAUGUCUCGCCCUUCCAGGCCACCGUAGGCUACCCCUUCCUCCCCAGUUCCCACACACACCAGUGUAAACAAACAUGGCGUUUACAAAAGAAGGCGAUAAUUUUGUGGUUAAAUCGGACAAAAAUGAGUCAGUCAGGUGGAAUUGGUAAGAUUUCACAGUUUCAGAUGAAGAGCAAACCACUCCCCCUGCAAAGUCUGUCUGAAGGCGGUAUCAACCCGCCCACACUGAAAUGAAUUCAGGAGUAAAUGCAAAAGUUUUUUGUCGUAUCGGCGUGUCAGGUGACUGUAAAUGGGUCAGAGAGUGUAUAAAUCCAUAAACGACGACCAUUUCAUCUCCUUGUGGAUGUCUAUCUGCAUCUCUGGAAACGAUCAUGUGACACACAGUGUUACUCUUUUAUGGUGCCGAAACAACCUUUAAACACAUGCUCUUUACUCUUCCUCUGUCUUUUGUGCAUCUCCUGUGCAGCGUUACAGCGCCACUUACUGGCUUGGCUUAUGCACUACAUCGUUUUCAGUGGUUUGGUUUUGAAAGAAGGGCGGCACAGUGUUGUAGUGGUUAGCACUGUCGCCUCACAGCAAGAACACCCUGAUGGAGAGAAAAGGAAGAAGAAGGUCUGGGUGUCAGAUUUAGAGGUCUGUUGAGGAGAAGUCUUUGUUUACAGACUCUCUGAUAUCCAAGCCUCCUUCGAGUCCAGAGUCUGGGAGUCUCCCAGAUCCUAAAGUUACACCGUCAGGGAAGUCCCGGUCAUUUAAGACUCUCAAACACAGACUCAUGUGGAGCUUUCUCUCGUGGGACCCCCCCCCCAUGGGGUCUCUGCUUCCUUCUGGAUCGAAGGCUCCUAUUGGCUGAUGAGAACAGUGUUUCUGUGUCACAUGACGAUAAUAAACGUUAUGUUUUUGUUUGGUGAUUGUUAAUUUCUGCUGUUUUUUCCCAGGAUGCCUUGUUCAACUCUCUCCUGGACGACCCAUACCUGAGUCUGCAGCUGACGGGAAAAUCCAACCAGCAGGUGAGUAACACACCUGAACAUGAUGUCGUGGUGGAGUAUAGAUAUCAGUGGCUGAAGGCGGGAUGAUGUCAGUGUUUACAGACUCAGUCAGACAGGAACACCUAGUGGACACGGUUUGUCAUCUGGACCCUCAAAAAUAUAGAAAUGUGGAGCCCAGAGUCUAAAAUCUGAGGAUGACAGUAGAAGUUGUUCUUUUUUUUUUUUUCCAUUUUCUUUUUUAUUGAUUUUACACAUCAAUAUUUCAUCAACAUUUUACAUAUAUUGAACAAAUUUUCAACUGUAUAUAUAACUGUGAAGUAGAAUUUCCACUCCCCUCUUUCAUUGUCUCUUUUCUCCUGUUGGAAGGUAAACAUAAUAAACAAAUGAACAAGUUUGUAGCCUGAACCAAGGGGAAGUCAGACCAAGUCUCACGACAGGUCUGACAUCGUGUACGCAAGCUUGAGUCAGUGUGGAUCUGCGGUGCAGCAAAUGUCUGUCUCUAAAUAAUUGAUAAACAAACCUCAAACCUGUCAUUAAGCACAAUCAGACAGAUUUCAUUAAAGAUUAAGACAUAAAUAAAAUCAAAUAAAUUUGUUAUGUCCUUGGUGAAUAGGCCUAUUUGAUAACUCUGCCCAGAAACACUGCCACAGAGCAGGAGCGCCGUUUCAAUAUUACGCACACACGCGCCACUGUGGAGCGCUGUGUCUGACUCCUAAAAGGCAGGUGUCUCUGUCUUGGCCUAGCAGCGGGGAUGUUGUUGUACACUCCUGAAAGGGUGUGGGACAUCAUUUGGGCCAGUACAGUUUUGCACAAUGUUGCACUGGUGAAUGGAGUGCCGUUGGCUGUGCUGGUGCAAUGUGAAGACCUGAUGCCUGGAGAACAAUAACAAGGAGAGACUCCACAAAGGUGCUGCACAGAGGAGACAGGACCUCAUCGAUGGAUUUUGACAUGUAAAGUAUAAGUUUAGAAAGUGCUCUUGCUAUUUAAUCAGUGAUAAAAAUCCAAUAGAAAUCCAUAAAAAUGUGCCUCAGGGGCAGCAACACACUGUUUAGUGACGUUAAUAAUUAUUUUUGUUCAGCCUCUGUCAGACUCUCCAGUCUGCUCUACAUUACAAAGACGCAACAAAUUAAAACUAAAUGCUUUCAAUAAUAGGAGCAAUCUACCCUAUGUAAUGGCAAUAAAAAAUAUAAGGCAUUUAUGAGAUAUUAAUUUAUCAUCAUGAGCAACUUAUUGACUAAUGAUUUAUUCAAACUUCAGCCACUGUCCACUAUUCCGCAGCCGCGCUGUUCACGGCCACCAUAAUCCUGCUCCAGACAGGAGUUUUCUGGACUGCUUUUAUACCAGUUUUGAUGCUUCCAGAGAGAAAAUCCUUGUUAGUUUCCACCACAGAUGUGAGGAUAUCCACUUUCAGCUUAGAAAAGUUUUGCAUCUUUCUAAUAUUUCUCCUCUUUCAUGUUUGACCUCAGUUGACGAUCAUACGUACCCUGGGGUUGGUCAGAUACAAACCUUUUCAUAAGUCUCACGUGUGUCGUUUCGAACUAUGAAUCCUGCGCUCAGAUCUACACAAAAUUGAUGAAUGUGGGCCACUGUCUUUACUGCACAAAGUCUGCUCUCAAUUGAGACACAAAAUCAACCCAGUUUUUCCAGUAGUUUUUUCAAAGUUUCUGUUUUUAGUCAAGAUGAGAAAGUCAGCUUCUCCAUUCUAUAUCUACAGUACAGACCAAAAGUUUGGACACACCUUCUAAUUCAAUGUCUUUUCUGUCUUUUUUUAUAUGACUAUUUACAUUGUAGAAUAUCACUGAAAGCAUCAAAACUAUGAAUGAACACAUGUAGAAUUUUGUACUUGUAAAAAAAGUGUGAAAUAACUGAAAACAUGUUUUAUAUUCUAGUUUCUUUAAAAUAGCCACCCUUUGCUCUUGAUGACAGAAGCACUUAGUGACUGACUCUGUCAGUCACGAAGUAACCCUGACAAGGCUCACAUCAUGAAGCUCAUUGAGAGAACAGCAAAAGUUUGCAGUGCUAUCAAAAAAGCAAAGGGUGGCUACUUUGAGGAAUCUAAAAUAUAAAACAAGUUUUCAGUUAUUUCACACUUUUUUCUUAAGCACAUGAUUCCACAUGUGUUCAUUCAUAGUUUUGAUGCCUUCACUGAGAAUCUAAUAUUAAAAUAGUAAUGAGAAUAAAGAAAAUGCGUUGAAUGAGAAGGUGUGUCCAAACGUUUGGCCUGUACUGUAUGUAGGGCCGGGACGAUAUGCUUUUCUCCCGAUUUGAUUCUUCUACGAUUUUUUGGAUGCCAAUUCGAUUUAAACUGUGAUUCUGCAAUAUUGUCGAUUUUCUCGAUAUUUAAUUUGCAUUUUUAACACCAGUAAAACAGUUAAACAAUUACGAUUAUCUACUGACUAUUCCAGGAACCAUAUGUCCCCAAAAAAUACACAUCACAUGUAAGUCAGUUUUUAAGAUUUAUUCUUAAAUAAAAAAAAAAAAAAGAAAAGAUUUUUUAAAAUAAAAAUUGAUUCAAAACCUCUACCCAAUCCUCGAUUUUUGCUGCAUCUGUUUUUUUCUACUGAUGGCCUUUUUAGCCUCCACCAACAGUUCUCCUUUUUCGAAGGUCAACGUCACAUGACUGUUAGUCUGAGCGUGCUCACCUCUUUUCGACUUCCGACCUCUUGGAAACAAAAUCUCAGGAGUUGAUGGAGUUAAGGGAAAUCAGGGUUCUCAGGUCUGCAGGUCAGGUCUGGUUUCUCAGACUGGCCUCUUAGUCCUUCUGAAGGUCAGAUGAUCCAGCAGCUCCACACUGAACCUCUCUUUUCAGCUGCUGACCACCUUCUAACUGCAGAACCAGAACCAGGAUCAGUCGCUCUGAUUGGUUUUAGGGGGUCAGCAGGAAACCAAAGAGAAUCAUUCUUCGACCUUAUCCAGUUUUUGGUCCUCCGUUAAGUUCAGUCUCACCAGAUCUUCUUUAAGUGGUCUCUUUCUGAUCCAGUUCUCUGCAGAGAACCAGGGUGACUGUCUGUCCCUGAACCACGGCGGUCUGAGCUGCAGCAUCACUGACAAGAACCAGUUCCCCUCCAACACCCAGGGCUCCUUAGACCUGCAAGACCCUGGGGACCAGCAACUCCUCAAUAACCAGAACCAGAACUACAGCGGGGGGGACGGACGACACAACGUGCCCAACAUCAUCCUCACAGGUGGGUGUCUGAGAGGGUCUGACCUUGAUUUGAUUUGAUUAGAAAUUCUUUAAUGUCCCCUAAGGCCAAUUUGGUUUGCAACAGAAGAUAAAAACACACACAAUCCUCACAUCACAGAAAGAAAGCAUACAGCAGAAAUAAUAGAUAAAUAAAAUAUAUGUGAAUACACAGAGUCAGCAGAAUUUCAUGGAUGUAUUGUUCCCAUCAAUCUCACCUACAGCUUAUUCCAAAUACCAAUGUCUGUUGGGAUGAAACAUUUGAGAUACCUGUUUGAUUUGAUUUUGCAGGUAAAAGUGAACCUUCUCUUUUUUAAGGGAGAAGCUGAAAUUCUGUAUGGAGAGGAUGGAGGGGGUUUGCCAGAAUGACCUUUGCCCUCUGAGUGACUCUGGAUUUAAAAACAGAGUCAAGAUCAUUCAGACUCAUGCCAGUAGCUUUUUAGCAAAGUUUCACAAAGUUUCUCAGCUUAUUUUUAUUUGUGAUACUGAGAUUACCAAACCAACAUAUCCUAGAAAAGGUUCAAAUGGACUCAGUAAAAGAAGAGUAAAACAUUUUAAGAAGCUUUUUGUCAACAUUAAAACACGUCAAUUUCCUCAGAUAAAAUAACCUCUGAUUUGCCUUUCGAUGGCAUCUGAGUUGGUCUCAAAGGACAGUUUGUCAUCCAGAAAGGUACCGAGGUAUUUGUACUGACUGACUACUUCUACAGCUUUACCAAUAACCAAGGUUUGAGCUGUGGCAGGUCAAUUCUUCCAGAAAUCAAGAAUCAUGUCUUUCAUUUUUGACACGUUAAGCUGCAGAAAAGAAUCGUUACACCAUCUAACAAAAACGUCAAGCACAGGACCGUUUCCAUCCUCAUGAUCUCGCAGAAAGCUUGUGAGCACAGAAUCAUCUGCAAAAUUUACGGUGAUCCUCAAUUCGAACAAACUCUUACAUUUAUUAGUGUAAGGCAUGAACAAUAAAGGUGAUAAAACACACCCCUGAGGUGAGCCUGUGGAGCACAGCAGGGUCUCAGACAGACAAUCAUUGACACGAGUUCUCUGUGGUCUUGCUGUCAGAAAAUCAACUAGCCAGCAUAUGGUUCCAAAAUCAAUGUUGGGUAUUUUUCAAAGCCUGUGGGCAAAAACACAAGGUUACAUACAGUUAAGGCUGAUGAAAAAUCAGCAAAGCAAAGGCGUGCAUGUGUUUUCCUACCCUCAAGGUGCCUGACAACCAAGUGCAACAAUGUUGCCACAGCUUCCUCCACUCCUUUCCUGGGUUGAUAAGCAAAUUGGAGUGGAUCAAUCACUGCCUGUGUCAUAGAAGGUAAGCUCUUCUUCACGAAGUGCUCAAAACUUUUCAUCACUACUGACGUGAAGGCCACAGGACGAUAGUCAUUCAAUAUCUCUGGUGAAGGUACCUUUGCCACUGGGACGAUAAUGGACUCUUUCCAUAAUGAGGGAACUUUAUUAGAUAACAAAAACUGCUGAAAGAUGAAUGUAAAGAUUCUACUUAAGAAUAGGGCACAACAUUUGAGUAAACGGCCACUCAUGCCAUCGGGCCCCUGAAUUUUUCUUACAUUAGUCUUUUUGAAAUUACUCCACUUGGUCAUAUAGAGCCAUGUGGAAUAAAGGUGAUGCAGGUCUAUGUUCAGGUCCAGGUUCAGUGUCCUCAGCUUUGACCCGUCCCGUUUCUGUCCCCACAGGAGACUCCCCUCCUGGUCUGUCGAAAGAGAUUGCCAGCGCUCUGUCUCAUGUCCCCGGCUUUGAGAUGGACCCCUUCUCCCUGGACGACCCGCUCAGGAUGGACCCUCUGGCUCUGGACAUGUUGGACAGCGACCUGAUGCUGGCCGACCCGGCUGUGGAGGACUCCUUCAGAUCCGACCGGCUGAAGUGACCCGUGACUUUCUGCUCCGGAGAGCUUGGCGGGAAUCGGUGAAAAAACAGAUGACCACCCAGUGGGAGGUGGGACGGACCAGGUGAAACACCACUCCCCCUAAAAACGGUCUGAGGCAGAGCGAGGCGUGGACUUUAGUAAAGGAUCCACAGACUUCAGGAGGAACUGAAGAAGAAGAAGAGGAGGAGGAGGAGGGAACGUUUCUGUUGGAGGCACUUUUCUGAAAAAAAAAAAAAAAAACAAUCUCGCCAAGCUUGAAGUCAAGACGAUGAUGCUUCUCUUUUUCGGCAUUAGCUUGUUCGAGUCUUAUCUGCAUGUGAAUGAAAAAUACACUUGCAAAAACGCAAGCACGCAGGAAUCAAACGCUCACCUGACGUCAGCUUUAUGUAAGAAACCAGCAACGCUUGGAAGAUCCCAACCCCGGGGAGGAGAUCCGGGUUUAACCCCCCCGAUGGAUGAGCAGCAGGACAGGAACUUAGCCAUGAUUUAAAGGUCUAUCUAUUUUUCCUUCUUCAACGUCACCCCCAAGGAGUGAUGAUAGUGCUGAAAAACGUGCUUAGAGGUCAAAGGUCAGUCUGUAUGACGUCUGUGUGUCUAAAAUCAGCAGCUCCAACUCUCUGUGAUCACUCAGGUGCCGUUUUCAAACUCAGAGACUGAACCGAGAGCUUAAGGAAACCGUGUUUUCAGGUCUCUGCAGGAUCAGCUGUUUCAGCUUCUACAUCAGUCAGUGUUUACCACCGAAAACUAACUCACCACCUCCACCAACAAAAAGCAGCUGUUUGAGUUCCCUCUUCUCUGAGAUUCCUGCAGGUAGGGCUGGGCAAUAUGUGAAAAAGUUCAUCAGAUAUAUUUUUUUCAUAUCAGUCAAUAUCGAUAUAUAUCACGAUAUAAAAAAUGAAAUUUAACAGUGUUUAUUGGUAGCAUGUCUUUUGCGAUACAAUAAUCUACUGCAUCUGUGAGGUCUUUUUGUCUCUUAGAGGAGACAAAGCGGACUGAAUGGUCGCCUGCAACUUUGUGAGAACAUGUACUCGACAUGAUUUACAGUACACAUUACUCUGCUUCAUGUCCAACCUCAAAAAAACAAAAUACCUCCACAACACCAUUGUUUUUGUGCCAGUGUUGUCGACGAUGUCAUCAUCUGUUGAGCCUUCAUCGUCAUGUCUGUUGGGGGUAGCACUCAUUUUCUUUUUUUCUCACCAACAGUGCUGUCGGCUUCACCUGUUUAAGUGCUAUGGUUGGGUGUAGCUGUUGUCUGCUACUACGCAGUUGUUUGAUACUUGGUUCUAAUUCAGCACAUGAUUGGUUCAACGCGAAGCGGACCCGUAGCGACCUCCCUUUUCAUUUGCUAUUCCUACAGUCUACCAAAACAUGUCAGAAUAACAACUAUUGACCAUGUUUUAUAUCAAAAUUGAGGGAAAUUAAUUUUAGAUAUAUAUCGUUAUCGUUUUAUUGCCCAGCCCUACCUACAGGUAUUUCCUCCUCUUAGCUUUCAUCGCUCUGAAACUGCAGGAGCCGAUCCAGGUGUCUCCUAAAACUUCACAGACCGAGAGGAAUUGUUGUAGAAACAGUUUAGAGGACAGAAAACCAAGUGUGGUGUUAGUUCAGGCAGGCCAUAAGUCAAGCUCCGCCCACAGCACAUCAGCUGAUCGUGACGUGAGUGACAGCUCAUUACCUGAAACACCUUUUUCAUCUCAUGUCCUUUUUUUGAUGGUCGACAGUCGUGUUUAUCAAAUCCUGAAGAAACCAUCUUUCCUUCUCUCUGCACGUCCUCACGGCGGCCUCUAGAGAUCGCUGACUGCCAGGGUUUUUGGUGGAAUCACUGACUGACGUACGAAACUUUGACCUUCGCCCAGAAUCACAUCCGCUCAGCUCACCGUGUCAAAGUUUUCAGAAAAACAAAGUGAGUCAUUUUGCAGAGUUGAGGUUUGAGAAUUUAGAGUCCUGAAUGAUCACAGAGAGCGGGUCCAUCUCUGAACCUCGGUAUCACUGCCAGAUAGACGGGCCUCAUCCUCAGAACUUCAGUGUGCUGCAGUCUGAAACGCGCUGCAGAGGAACGCUGAACAAUCAAACUGAGAAAAAUUCCAACAUGAAAUAAUUCAGCGUACAAACAGCUGAGAGUCUUAAAUAAGUUCUCCUCCAUCACAAAGACGCUCCAACAAACCUGUGCACUUUUACAGCAUCAUCCUAUUUCAGGCUCGAACCUGCAGCUCAGUGUGUUUUAGCCUCGUGUGCCUGCUGCUGUGUCUGUGUGUUUGUGUAUGUAUGUGUAUGUGUAUAUGUGUGUUUGUCUGUUACAGCUGAGUCUCGUCCACCCCCCUGACACAGAAAUGUUCCAGAUGCAGCGAAUCCUCCUGCCUGUAGAUAUGCAGACCGGCUGCAUUUCAGUGUCAGUGAUGCAUUCCUGCAGUGAAGCAGAAUGUUGUGCAGAUUUGGAGGAGGAGGAGACGUUUCAAGGUUGUUGUUACUGAUGUAAAAAGACUUCUAAAGAUUUUAACGUUAAACACGCCCUGAAGAGUCAUUUUCCAAACUAAACAGUCAAAAAGGAAAAAAAAAGGUUUUAUCCUCAGGUCGUCCUAUUUUAAUGUCCGUUCACCGGACUCAAUCAAUCCAGAACAGUUGACUGCACGUUUUUAUAAAGGCAUAAAAACUGAAUAUGCAUUUAAAGAAAAAUAACAUUUAAAUAUUUUUGACAUUUAUUGAUCAAAAUAGUGAAAAACAUACAACAACAAAAAAAGUCCAAAACAAUUGUCCAGUAACAGAAAUAAUUCUGGAGACUAACGCUUAAAGUGCCUGUGAGGAACUUUUCAUUUGUGUUAACUUUGGCGGCCCCCUGUGGACCAAACAGUUAAUCCUUAAUGCAGAGAAUGUCAUCCGGCUGACCAUUACACUCAGAUCUUUAUGAUGUAAAAACAGCUGAGGAAAAUCAGAAACCACAACCUGAAAACUCCUCACCUGUUGUAAACAUGAAAAACACAUCACAGGAGCUUUAAAACAAAAAAAACAGGAAACCUAAACAUUUAAAAAAGGAAAAACAGAAAGUAACUGAUUUCCCAUCAGGGAUCAAUGAAGUUCUUCUUCUCUUCAUUAAAAAAAGUCAUCGAAUCAGAAGUUUCAGAUUAAAAAACUGGACCUUCAGCAGCAAACCAUCACAGCUGUGGAACAACGUGAGGGACGUUUCAAACUAUACCUGAUCAUUAGAGUUCUAAUAGAGGGUAUGCAGGUGAGGCCACAGUGAGCGGGGUCACUGUGACAUCACAGUAGGCGGGGUCACCGCACAGAAAACUUGAACGUUCAAGCCAAACGAGCGCACAGGGAGGAAAGAUGACAAGUUUAGGUUUUCAGAGUCACAGAGCUGACUCUGUCUGACCCAGUUAGAUCACCAUGGUAACAAGUGAAAGCUAAAAACUCCAGUCUGCUCAGGCAACAUAGACUGUAUAUACUAUGGACAACUUGGUUCCGCCUCCCGCCAGUUUAUGGAUUUAAAGCCAAAAAGCUCUUGGUAAUUCUGUGAUUUUUCUCCAUUUCCUGAAACCAACAUUGCGCAGUAGCAUUGUACGCAUUUGUCGGGAGAGUCGCCAAGAGCCGCUGUGAUAACACUCGGCUCAAAGAGCGUAUCUACUGGGUGAGCUACGCAAUCUUUGUAAGCCCGUAGGCUGUAUCAAAUGUCAAUCAUAGAAAACAUGAACCCCCUAAUAACUUUUAAAAAUGGAGCUUCACAGAAAAAAAGAGGACUUGAGCACAAACCAGUCUUACAAUAACUACAUGUUAACAUCACAAGCAGGGGGGAGAAAAAAAUAUAUUUUGUGUCAUUAAUUUAUAAAUUUUGUCCACAGCUCCAUAAGCAGGUGGGAUUUAUGACCUAUACUGCAGCCCAUCAACAGAGGGUGCUGUUCUCAGAGUGGCUUCACCCAGAGAGGAGGCAGACAGCGUCUGUUCUAUAUACAGUCUAUGUCCGGGACAGUGACUGGAAUCAAGGAGUCUCAUUCAUGAAAAGUUUGUCAAAUUAUGUGUAGGUUUGCAAAGAAAAGUCCUGAACUAAAAACCUACACCAGACUCCCGAACUCUGAUCUGUGAGGUCGGCAGGUGUGGAUUUGUGCGUCUGAGCAGCUAAAGAUACAGAGAGAGAAACGUCACAGUUGUGGAGGUUCAGAUGAUUUUUUUAAAAAGACAGAUUUCCUUUUCUGAGCGGUGGUGUGACACUUGGACAGAGGUCCUGCGUGGGCUCCAUUUCACUCCAGCUGUCUCUGGUGAGUGACCUGUUGAAUUUACCCCAAAAAAAGAGAGAGCUGAUAAUGGAGGAGAAGCUAAAAGACCGCCUUUAUAGAUGUCCCCACACGGCGACGGUGCAGCACACACUGCAGUUCUUAAAUUUAAAGAUAAAUGUUGAAUAUUAAAAAUCCGCCCUCUCAGAGUGUUCUGUGCAGCGUAUGAAUCGGGUCCAGUCAAAGGUCCGAACCCUGUAGACCCUCUAUUAAAGAACUGAUCAGUGAUGGUGAGAUUUAUCGCAGUCGUCGUGUCUGUAAAUAAAAAAGCUCCUCUUUGUGCCUGAUAUUAAAAAAACAGUUCAUUUUUUAUUAAAAGUCUGUAAUUUCAUUUAAAUGAUAAAAAGACUGAAGUGAUGACAUUGAAAGCGAAGCUUUAUACGGUGUCUUGCCCUAUAAGCCCAGUCACUGUGAUUGACAGCCAUCAGCCCUGCCUCCUCUGUCUGCACUUAUAUGUUUAAGCCCCACCCAGAGGCAGAGGGUAUAGUGAUAUUUUUCUGUAAUUUUAAACCCUUUUGAAGACGAUUAUUCGGACUAUACAGAAGCUUUAUUUUUUAAUCCAAAGUGGUUUUAGUCGGUCUGUAAAUAAUUUCUCAGAUUUUAUCUUUAAAAAAAUCUUAAAAUAUUUAAUAACAGAAAAAGAAAAACAAACUGCGUGUAAAUGAGAAACGGCUUUAAAGCUACAGCUGCAUGUGUUGUCUGUGAGCUUCAGCUGUAGAUAUCUGUCCGUGACGCUGGCGCCCCCUUCAGCACUGAGGUGACCGUGUCCGUCGUCAGUUCAAGUUUUUAUUAUUCUGUCUGUUUUUAAUGGAGUUACUGAAGGAUCUGAAGACUGUGACACAAAAACACCAUCAGGAAUUCAAGACGAAAAAUUCAUGAAACUAAAGAGAGAAAACAGGAAUGAUGAUCGGCUUUCCCAGCUUCAUCAUUUUAUAAUUAUUUCUUAAUGAUGGCAGUUUGGUCCCCACCAAAAUAAGAGCCCUCUUUAAAGUCACCUCAGUCUGCCUUAACACAGAAGUUUGAAUGCUGGAAACAACAAUCAAACAUUAUAAAACUGGUUAUAAACUACGGCCACUUUUUAAGAGGAGAAACCUUUAAAUUUUGAUUCUGACUUAAGGCACAAAAUUCAGAGAUAAAACAAAAUUCAUCUUUUUUUAAAUAGUUUUGGGGAAAAUACAAAAUUCUGCUAAAAGUCAGAAACAAGAAAAGAGUCCAUUUUUAAUCAAGACAAAUUCUGAUGUUAUUUUAAAAGUUUCACAGAAAGUAAGAAUUUAAAAAAGUCUAAAUUCCAAGUUAAAUGAAGUCUAAUUUUAAGGGGAAAAAAGUUGAAAUUCUAAACUAAAGUCAGUUAGGAAUGGAAAAGUCUUUUUUUGCUGUAGUCAGAAUUCUGGGAGAAUUAACAAAAUAAAUAUCUUUGAGAACAAAACUAUUUUUGAGAAAAAAAAACUUUAAAAAAAUGAACUUAAAGCAAAAAAAAUUAUAACGUCACUUUUGAAAAAAGUCCCAAUUUUGUGUUAAAAGGUCAAAUUUUUGAGAAAAAAUUACCUGUCAUAAUUCUGAGAAAAUGUUGAGAAUGAAAGUUAACUCAGACUUAUGACUGAAGAACUAUGUAAAAAAAAAAAAAAAAAAAAGAAAGAAAGAAAAGGGGAAAUUUCAAGUUUAACCUCAAAAUUACCUGAAAUAAAAACUGGGGGGAAGAGUUCAGUCGCUGUAAUAAAGUCUGAAUCUGACUUUUAUCAGAAUUUUAAAAUUUUACUUUUAUCAUGUUUUUAUAGAAAAAUAAAGUUUUUAACUUGGACGGAGAAUUUCCAACAAUAACCGAUUUUUAACCCUCCUAUUAUCAUUGAAUAUUGUACAUUUUACCCUUAGGAACAAUCUGACCUCAGGUUUAUUUGCCUCCAGAAAAUGAUUUACAUGUAAUUGUUGACCAAGAUUUUUUGUUAGGUGCUUUGUUUAGUUGUUGAGUACAUAAAUUACCCCCCAACGAUUUGACCUGUUCUCUAGCGCCACCAAUAGGCCAAACUUUAGUAUACAUUACUUCUACUUUUAAAGUUUUCAUACAAAUCUUCUCAGAUUUACUGUCACACACACCGUCAUGCCCAUGUCACAGGAAGGUUCUCAUGAAAAUAUUGUUUCCCCCUCUCCCAUGUCUCACCAGGCAUACAGUCCGCCAUGUUGAAGACCUUCAUUAUUCGAGCUCUUCGUAUAACCAUCAAUUGAAAAUAUUGUAUUGAGAUUAUCAUUUCAGAGGUAUUUGUAGUUGGAAAGACUUGGGUGUGAUCAACUUGCAAACCUAGAGUGGCUUCCUCAUUUUAUCAGGAGCUUACAAGUCAAGUUGUUUCCCACAUGUCCACACCAUGAGAAGUAUCAAAGUUCUGGAGGGAAUAGUUGUUUUCUCCACCUCCCUACUAUGUAUCAACUCAAAAGUAUCAACUCUGCACCUGUAGGUAUGGGGAUGUUAGGUCACACACAAAGACAGGCAAGUUUUACACAGCCAAAACAGCUUGGGGUCAAAUUGACCCCAGAGAAACACCGAUGCAUGCAAUAUGUGUACAGCACAUUAAUAAUAUAACAGCAUGAUAAUUUUAUUCUAAAUCAAUUGUCCCCAUCAAAUUAGGAAAAGUAUUAUUUUUUAAAUGAUAAACAUUGAAUGGGGUCAAAUUGACCCCAAGGAUAAUAGGAGGGUUGAAAAUGAAAUCUGAGUUCUGUGAAAAAAGUCAGAAAAGUAUCAAAAGAUCGGAACUCUGUUUAUUUAUUUUUUUUUAAACUGUGGCUCUAAUCCUUUUCAGAAUAAACAUAGUUUUAAAACUUUUAUCUGUGAAGAACUAAAUUCAGUUUCAGUUUUCCUGCCAUCAUUAAAAAAGAAGCCGCUCAGGUUUGGGGUCGUACUGCUGGUCUGCAAAGUUCUGGAUCUGGGUUAUUAUGUUGAAGAAAUCAGAGUUAAAAAAAAAAAAAAGAGUUUGGUCCUGAGUCGGCGCUGGCAGCCGGCGAGGUCACGGUCAGAGGUUUAAAAUAUUUUAGAAAAAAAAGUUUUAAAAAAGAAAAUCUGUAUUUUUGUGUCAAUCAUGUUAUUCGUGGUGAAACAGGAAGUGAUGUAACAGCGGUCGGGAAGUCGCUCUGUGCAGCCAUGUUGAUGAAAAUGUUACUGUGGAAAAGUUUCAGACAGAACAGAGAGUUUUUGUUACUUAAGCUGGUUUUGGUUCAGAAGCUUGGAGUGUUUUUGAGCUUUCGGUCCAAAAAUGAGGAUUUUCACCUGAACAUGUCGGCAGAGGAUGAAGAGUUACUUAAAAGUGUAAAAUCAGCAGAAAUCCAGCCGUGUGAGACGCCACUCAUGAUGAUUUAGCUCUUAAAUUCAAGUUUUUUAGUUCCACCCCAAAGUUGUUUAACCAAGUUUGUAAUAAAAAAAAUGAAACAACAUGGAAGCGUUUAUUUAACCAAAACACCUCUCAGUGCUGGAGUUCUGCUGUGAGAUGUGCUGAAAUAAAAUUAUAAAACAAACAUCCAGAUAGUUUCAACUUCAACAAAAAAGUCUGGAAACUGAAUUUAAGAGUGAGGAGAGUUCGAGGGACGGACAAAUCUGAGCUUUUUUGUGCUCUUUAGUCAUUACAGCUCUUUUAAAUGUGUUUUCUCUCUAAAACGAGCUGAAAUUCAUCAAACCAUUUUAUUUUGAAGAGGGAAAUUCAUCAAACCGCUAUAUUUUGAAGGUGAAAAAAAUCAGCGUGGACACAAAAAUAACUCAUUUCUUUUGAAGUGCAAACUUCACACAUCUGAACCCAACUGAGUUUUUCUGUUUCUAAAACUGACGUCAUUCUUUGAGUGUGUGUGUGUGUGUGCUUGUGUGCUUGUGUGAAAGUGAUUAAAAGUGUGUUUGUGUGAAGCAACUUGCCAUCGUCAUGCAAUAACCCUGUGUGUUGUGAGUUAACAUGCAGUUACAGACUCUGCCAGUAAGGGGAGCUGUUGACCAGCGAGGUAGAGUGUGUGUGUGUGUGUGCGUGUGUGUGUGCGUGUGUGUGUGUAUGUAGAUUAGGGAUCAGUUAAAGGCCAUAUUUCAUAUUUUUUCAUCUUUUGUAUUGUUGUAUGAUAUAAUUAUUAUUAUUAAUUGGCUCCCAUAUUAUUAUUAUUGUCAUUGUUUUUAUUGUUAUUGUUGUUAUUAAUGUUAUUUCUUAGUUUUCAUGUUUUUAGCUCCACUGAUUGAAAAACAAAAUGAGCGUCUUUUGGCUUUGUAUCGGUUGAAUAAUACGUUGACCUUUGUGCUAUCAGAUUUUUAUUUGUAAACCUUGUAAUAAAGAAAUGAAUAAAUAAAUAAAUAACCAGGGAACGUCCUUGUGUGUGUGUGUGGGUUGAGUAUUGUUUGAUUUUGAACGAUUCUGAUUUCGAGUCCGAUUCCUAUCGAUUCUCUAUUUCGAUUCUUUUAAAGGCAGGAUAUUUUUAAAAACCAUGGUUUAAAUGAGGGUGCUAACCGUUGUUUUCCUUUUUGGAUGAAAUUUCUGAACUUCUCCAUGAAUUUUUAAAACAUUAACUUUUUAAGAACUUUACUACAAAGUUCUCACAGGGCUAUUUUCAACCAGUAUAUGAAUAUCAAUUUUUCUUGUCAGGUCAUUUGUCUAUGAAAAAAUACAAGGGCUAACGUUCGUUGGAUAUUUAAGUUGACCCACCGUACACAGUACAAUUUGUUUGACGCUUCAGUGUUAGCAGAAGACAGAAGUAAUUUAUUGUUUCACUGUUUUGAUUCUGACUGGUUAGCUGAAGACAGGUGUUGUGCUGUAGAAUGCACCCCUGCCGUAGAAUGCAUCCCCUUCACUCAUUAGCUUCUUAAAGUGGAAGAAAAUGAUCUCACAUUAAAAAAAAACACUCAGAUUAUGACAUGUCAAAUGAAGCAGUAAACUUUUGUUUUUAUGUCUCUCAAAAAUGCACAUAUAGAGGUGUACUUUGGUGUAUAAACUGUACAGUAAGCUGUUAAGGUAGAGAACAUUAUAUUUUCGGGACAAUAAAUAUUCCGAAUCAGAGGGCUUUAGUUUUCGGUUUAUCUGAAUAUCCUGAAUGAAAUCAUUAAAGGCAUAGGCUUUAGAUUCCGUCCAAGGGUAAGAAAAACUUGGGAUUAUUUCGCCUUUUUAAGUACUUUCAACCGCGCUC